Messenger RNA from Podarcis lilfordi (Lilford's wall lizard), 85679 nucleotides. The record is from the annotation of a GenBank genome assembly. NCBI's taxonomy places the organism in Eukaryota, Metazoa, Chordata, Lepidosauria, Squamata, Lacertidae.
AUGCGCGCGCGCGCGCGGGGAGUGGCGGCGGCGGCGGCGGCGGGGACUCUUCCCCGCCCCCUUCCAGCAACCCCGCAGCGCUGCCUGCCGGAGAGCGGGGCGGCUUCCAGUUGAGAGAUGGCGGCCACCGCGGGCAGAUCGCUGCUGCUCCUCCUCCUCUCGAGGACCCCCGGCGGAGGAGGAGCGGCGCUGACAGCCGCCGGCUGCUUCCCGGGGCUGGGGAGGCACCGUCAGCAGCAACAGCAGCAGCGGCACCGGACGGUGAGUGUCCCCCUCCGGGCGGAGGCCGGGGACCAGACGGGAGCGGGGCGGCAGGACAGGUAUUGCCUGGGCUGGCCAGGAGAAGCGGGAGGAAGGGACUCGGCCGCCCGGGCGCUGCCCUUCCUGCGAGGCGCUUGGGGGCUGGGGGACGCGGGACGUGCCCGCUGCCGCCCGUCGGAGCCUCCUGGCUCUCCCCUCCUCCCGGGCAGCCCAGCCCUUUCCCAGGGUCCGCCCCGCCAGCGGAGGGACCGCCCGCCCGGGAGCAAGGGCGACCCCUUCCUCCCUCCUCCCCGUUGGGUUUCCCUGGGCGCUUUCGUGCCUCUGCUCCUCCUCAGCAGCGGCGCCUCGGACAGAUCAAUGCACCUCGCGCGGCUGGCUGGCUGGCAAGGGAGAGCGAGAAGGCGCUGCAGGCUGCGGCGUGCAGGGGCAAAGAGGCGGAGGAGGGAGACGCCGGCGCUGCUGCUCCUGCUGCAGCAGCAGUGACUUGGAGGAGUCUUUGCUUGCUUGCUUGCUUGCUCCCCCCCUCUCCCUCUCCCCCCCUUCUCCAUCCUCCCCGGUGCUGCAUCCCCUCUUUAUCUUAGCACACCAGCCGUGCCCCUCCUUACGUGGGCCCGUCUUAACUUGAUGGCAGGCUGAAAAAGAGGGGAGGGGGGUUCACAAGUUGCUCGCGAAGGAGCGUUUUUGGAUGGAGGGGGAGGACAUUGGCUUGGUUCCAAUUUUUCAUUCCAAAGGGACAGGGUCAGGAAGCCUGCUGGGCGAUUUCCUUCUGAAUUCACCCCUUCGUUCCAGGAAGGGAAAGUCAGUGGGGAAAUGGCACAGGGGUCUUUCCGCUUCCCUCCCUCCCUCCCUCUUCAGGUCGUGGCUGCAUUCCAACCAGUGAUUCCUCCCAGUUGUAGGAAGUCUUCUGUCCCCCUGCCCUUUCUCCUGAGAAAGUUAUCUGUUAAGCUGAAUCAAUGCAGAACCAGGCUGAGUUGAAUGCAAAUCGCUGUGCAGCAGCGCUCCGUUGUCUGAGGCUUUUUGCCUGUAAUGUUCCAGUUGUCGAAUGACUGAAGUGCACUGGUCUGUCAGGAUGGGUGAACUCAGGACUGGGAUGGAAUCCAGCUGAUCUGAAAGUUCAGUUACCUCUGGCAGCAGGGAAUCUGCACAUGGCAGCCAAAAGUUCACAAGCGAAACUGAUACAAAGGUUGUAUGUAUGUUUGUGUGUUGGCCUGUUGCUGAACUUUUGUGGAGUACUUCCCCAUGGCUACUAUGGAAGCUUUGGCGUCUUCCUUGUUAAGCCCCACCUCCUUGUCUUAUGGUUGCAUUCAAUUAAAAUUUGGGUAUGUAGCGUGGAUCGUAUUUCAGCGUGUCUAGGGAAAUUCAGUCAAUGUAGACUUUUAUGUAAUGUUAAAUGUCAGAGCUGCUAUGUUGCUCCCUCCACCCAGAGCUCUUUAAAGGAUUCUCUGCAGCAGCCUGUUAGGAAGUCCUUGCUCUCCUGUGAUCUAAAAGGCCAGCCAGCGUUUUAAUUAAGUUGCUCAAAUAAAGCUGAUGAAACGUACACUACAGAAGCAAUUUUGAUGGAAGUAGAGAAGAGCACAAGGCCCCAUGUAUGCAGUUCGUCCAGAUUUUACUACGCUAUAUUCUUUUGUUCCGUCAGGUUUAUAAGCACUUUGUGUUGGUUUAACACUGAGUAUAGGGAAAUUACUUUCAACCACAUAUGCCAGAAUAAGUUUGAUAUAGCCUACCAUAAUAGCUUUUUGUUUUGCAAUGGUGAAACAGGUCAAAGCCGCUAUGCAGAAAUGAAAUUUUCAACAAAAUAGUAAAUGGUAAAGUGGCUCGUAAUGAAAACUUACUCACAUUGAGUGAUCUUAGUAAUUUUCUUCCUUUGAAAGUUGUAAAACUUUGCAAAUCUGGUAUACCAAGAUCUCAAGUAAAUAGGUUCCUUGUUCUACUUGACAUUUAAUGCUUUUAUAUCUCAUAACUUUUACUUUUUGCGACCUGCGGUUUCGGCAUGUUAGGCCAAAUGCAGAAGAAUAACUCAUUCUAAUGAAACAGGUGUCUGACAGUAUCAUCUUAUUCAGGAUCUGCUAGACUUCAUUACUUUAGCUAAAUGUUGAUAACAGAAUCUAACAGAAAAAUAGUAUUAGGCUUAAGUAUAAAAAAACUUCGAAAAGUAAACUAUUGUGUUGUUGCCCCCCCCCCCAAAUCUUAAUGAUAUUGAAGGGAGAGAUUUAUUGAUGUAUUAAUAGGUCACUGAUCACAGUCAACCAAUGGAUCAUCUUUGUUACUGGACUGUGUUGCUGGGAAAUCAAAUUGCUUUUGAUGAACAUGGCUGCAUGGAUUAUUUACUGCUGGUGUAACAAUAAAAUCAGGAAUGCAUUUGAAACACAAAACAGCUUAUUUCAAUGCUCUUCUUGUCAGAUUAUUUUGUUUUAUUUUCUCCAUGUCACAAUCAAUCGUGCUCAAGCCAUAAAGUCUACAUGAUGUUUGAGAAAAACAGGCCAGUUGUGUAGUGUGUUCACUUUGUUUCAAGGUUAUAUUAAUUUUUUCCCCAUUGAGCAAUCAUCCUAUGUAUGCAGUAGAUGGCACUCUGCAUUGUGCUGGUGGUUUGUACGAGACCAGGAUAGUCUCUGACGACUUGGCUAUUCUAGUAUGCGAUGGGAAGGAAUGCUGAAGUUGAUUGACCUGUAUCUGGCAGAUAGCUCAUGGAUCUCUGUGGCCUCUGUCAGGUGGAAGAGCCUCCUCUAGUUGACCUGGCAGAGUGCAGAUUUUUAAUCAGGUUGGGAAAGCCAGAGAUAGGCAGCUGGGUCAUGUUUGUACUACUGAUGACAGAAACCAGUAUACUCUCAAAAGCAUUUGGUUAUAUGGGUUUGACCCUGCAGGCAUCUCCUACACAUGCCUGCUUGUUCUUGAGAUCCUGCCCAUCUUCUGCGUGCUGUUUUUUGCACUGCGUAAGGUAUCCUUUUUUUUAUCCAUAUGGUUAAGGAAUGUGGUUUCUGUAAUGAAUGAUAAACAAAUUGAGGGAACACCAUGUGACUUCUUGGGAACUGGAAGAAUUCCUUCAGUGCCUCUGCUUUCUGCAAACCAUACAAAACUAGUGCAUCUGUUGUCAGCCCAGGGGUAUAGAACUCCAACAUGCUGCCUGUGUAUGUAAGGGGUGGACUUUCUCCUUGCCCUGGCUUAGCACAACAUUGAGGCUAUGGUGUAGCUGCCCUGUAAACCUCAACUUGGUUAGCAGAUGCAUACCAGGAUUUGCAGUUCACCAGGGAAAUAUCACCUCCUGGUGGAUGGAUUAAAGAGUACAUAGUGAUAACAUUUGUCACAGUAGAGUGACAACUGUUACAACUGACCAAAACGUCACAAAACAGGCAGCAAGUCCAAAGGUAGGUGUUACACAAUUGCAGUGGUUCUCAAACUCCACCCCCCUCUGGGGCCACACUUUCAGAAUAAAAAGCAACAAAAACACACCAAGGUUUUUGGUGAUAACAAUAGCAGGGCUUGAUCUAUAACAUAGAACACAGCUAUUUUAUAAUAAAACAAUUCAGCUACAUAAGAACAGGAAUCAUUCAUCACAAUAUAAUUAUAAACAAGCCUCUUACAUAUGUCCCUUAAGUAUGUAUACAAACUCAAUGUGAGGUAUAAGCUUUAAGUAUCACUUGUCGCUCUAGCUCUGAUUUUGCAAAUAGAAAAAUGUUUUUGAUGAGCAUGGUGUAUUAUACCAUAAGCAUGGUGUAUUAUACUAUACUAUACUAAAAUGUUUCUUUUGAUGGUCCUGGAAUCUUCCUGCCGCACUUACCAUCCUUUCCUGCCGCACCCUUUGAAAAACCACUGCAAAAUUGUGAUUGUUUGAUUGAAUCCAUUUUUGCUCCUGGUAUUUGUGCUCGAAUAGAUUCUGCAUCUAUAGUUAUAACUAAGAAAGCAUAUUCUCUGACAGUCCCCUGAUUAGAUCCAUAGCUCCUUAGCUUUAUUCAGAAAGUCUGCUGCAUCAUGUAUCUUCAGAUCAUGCCUGUGGGACGUAUUCAAAGUAAAUCUUUGAAAACAGUACUUAACAAGGCCUAGUUAAAGAGCAGAUUUUUUUUAAAAAAGCAAAAAACCAGACAGGCAUAUAGCAGAGUAUUCUUUUCCACACACAAAAAGAGAAGAUUUUUUUAUCUGAGAAGCAUAGUCAAGACUAUGAAAAAUGGGGGAAGGGUACAUUCUGGGAUGAGCUCUGCUAUGUCCCCAGGUGAACUUUUGAAUCUGCUCUAGGGUUAGUGAUUUCACUCAAACUGAGCUGUAAUUCCUAGUUUUCAAGUAAACUUGUGGAGAUUUUCCAGUGUGGUGUAGUGGUUAAGAGCGGUGGACUCGUAAUCUGAUGAACCGGGUUUGCGUCUCCGCUCCUCCACAUGCAGCUGCUGGGUGACCUUGGGCUAGUCACACUUCUCUGAAGUCUCUCAGCCCCACUCACCUCACAGAGUGUUUGUUGUGGGGGAGGAACGGAAAGGAGAAUGUGAGCCGCUUUGAGACUCCUUCGGGUAGUGAUAAAGCAGGAUAUCAAAUCCAAACUCCUCUUCUUCUUCUACACAAAUAAGGGGAUUGUGUGUGUGGUUUUGGGGGGAACAUUUUGCUAUGGUGAAUGAUAAAUGCGUUCCUGUCUGUUUUGCUGCAUGCUGACCCAGCCCUUGCCAACCUGGUGCCCUCCAGAUGCUGUUGGACUAAAACUCCCAUCAGUCAGUGUUAGAAACUCAAAUAUAUAAGCCUGGUGCCAAAUGGCUCCUUAAAACAAGGUCACAGUUUCCAGAGCGGAAUGACUUGUUGCCAUUUUGGGACAAGGCUGCUCUAAAGUCUUUAUUUUUUCAAAUGAUGGGACUGACUGUGAUUGAUUAUCAGCUAAACAUCUGGCUAGUUCAGAUGACACCCUUGAGCUAGGUUAAGAACCUUGAGAACUUAAAGAAGAAAAGUCACUUGAUCCAGGGACAGUCCAAAUAUAUCUUGGCCUGUCGCUACAGGAUGUGGUGUUUAGUGUGUGAAAACAGUCGAGAUCCAGUGAUACUUGGGUAUGCACCUCCAGAUGGUGAAGAUGUCAGGCAUUCUGGCAUCUGGUUGACAGCCAGGUGCAAAAGGCACCUGGCGAGUUUUGAACGCUGCCCAUAAUCACCAGCAAGCACAGCAAGCUGCUGUUGAUUGGGGUUGAUGGUAGUGAUAAUACAACUGGAGGGUGCUGGGUUGCUGAACACUGGACUAAUGGAAAAUAACUCACCUGCUAAUGCAAGUAAACCAAAUUAUGUCAACCCACAUUUCUUCUAUGGACACAAAUUCAAUAAGAGCAGAAUGGGGGCUGUCAAAACUACACGUAAGCAAGAUCCAUACAUUUGUAGUCAACUGUGUGGCUUGAAGAUUUGUGACUGUGCAUAUUCAGCUGCUAUUUGUUAUUGUCUGCUCGUAUAACAUAUACACUUUUUACAUUGGCUUUACCUGACUGACUUGUGAAGCUUUUCUAGAUUUUCAUUGAGUUCACUCCACCCCCCACCCCCCAUUUAUAAUUAAGGAUUGUUUUCCUGCACGUGCAUAUUGAUGGUGAGCUGGGAUACAGGGAAAGAACAGCUGGCUGCUUUUUUGUGGAAAACUCAAAAAACGGAACCUGUAAACGAGAUGCUUUGAUUGGCUGAAAGCAGUGGGCACUGUAAAAAGUUAUAAUGGAACAACUUGGUGUACUUAAAGGAGGGGGACAUGAGAAACAUAGAUCUAAACAGAGGCUUGCAGCACCUUUAACAAAUCUAUUAAGGCAUAUCUUUCAGCAGACUGCAGUCAAGUUCUUCAGAUGUUUGAAGUAUUAUCCCCCAUUGGCAGGUGGAGAGAUAUAGAGGAAAAAUUGUAAACAGUGAGGUCAAAGGGAGAUGACAUGCCAAAAAAAAAAAGCAGAUGGACAAUUAUGUUAAAGUCUAAAUGUGCAUAAAAUGUAUCAACCAAAUCUCACCUGUGAUGAGGCUCUGUAACUUCUGUCCUAUGCUACAAAUUUAUAUGUCUGCCAGCCAUUCGCUUGACCGUUCAUCUGCCUUGACAGCUUUAACUCAUUUUGGUUUCUUUCUUACUCAGUUAAACAUGCCUUACUUAAUAACAUAUUGAACUUGGCUUCCUCACUUAACUUGUUCCACCCUUCAUGUCCCUCCACCCAUGGCAACAACCAUCUGCUUGUGGUAGAGUGUGCUCAGAGCUUUGUGCGCACAGCCUGCUGUUGCAUUUGACAUUUUGCAGAAUGAGGCAGGAGGAUAUUAAACAACUCUUUGUUUGGUGGGGAUCCUUCCUUUUCCUUUCACCCCCCAGCCACACUUCCUUCAGAGGUGAAUCUGACAGAAAUUAGCAAUUACACCUGGAAAGUGGUUAGCGUUCUCAAGGAUCUGGUGGGACAGAGGACCACAAGUCUCAUUACACAUGCAAGAGAGAUGCCUGGGUGAGAGGCAGUAGGUUCGCUCCAGUUUCUCUGGUGCUGCAUCACAGGGUUUUUCGAGGCUCCAUGUGGCACUUCCUGACUCACUUCCACUUUCUUAUUCCUGCCCUGUUUGUUGGAAAUGUGUGUGUGUUGUUUGCGGGAAUAAUGUCUGCUUCAGAAAUAGCUAUGAGUGAGAGAAGCCAAGCCAAGGCUACUUCAAAUGUAUGUUUCCCCACAUGAGUGCCGCUUAAAAAAUGUUAUUGCUCCAAGGAGCAGAGCGCUACAUUCCUUAAUAAUCAGUACAAUUUGAGGGCAUUGAGUAGUAGUAGUAGUAGUAGUAGUAGUAGUAACACUUAGGUGAUAUUUGGAAAUGAGUGAAGAGUGUGGACAGGGAAACUAUUUUAAAUGCUUUCAAGUAACAGCCACUGCUCUUUUUAACAAAAUGAACAUUUCAAAGUUGAGGUCACCUGGGUAAACCAAGUGCCUUGGAUUUUUCCUGUCCUUGUCUAGAUGAUAUUGAUGAAACACAGUCACAACAAAACACAAGCAUCUUCUAGUUAUGCUGCCACAUAUCUGAAAUAAUGCAUAUUGUUUAAAAUACAAAAAUCACACAACUGGAUGCCUCACUCACUGCUAGUAAAUAUUAGCACCAACACUUUGUUACUUAUCGGGAUUUUGUAGCCCAUGUGGUCAUUCUCCUUGUGCAAUAGACCUCUAUUUGUCCAAUGGAACUCCCCCUCCUUUGCAUCCCCUCUCACCUUCAAAACCUGUUCCAGAGGUGGGAAAUCCCUGGAUUUAAUUUUGGGGGCGCACAGGGAGAAGAGAGGAAGAAGAAGCAUGAGUGGAACACUCUUUCUGUGUGUGGUGUUGGAUACAACCUUGAAUCAAACCAAUUAAUUAAAAAAAGAUAAAGAACCCUAAAUACUGAAUUACUUAUUUAUUCUUGGGAUGUCUAAAAACUGAAUCUCUUCCCAAGCUAGUUUGGAUCCAUUUUUCUUUUUGUUUUGCUCUGGCAUGACUAAGGAUUAGGCAAACAUAUUGCAAAUGGAAACUUAAGCAUCCCUGACCAUCCAUAAUGGCAGCAUUCAACACACAAACAAGUUAAAAGCAAUCCCUCUGGAAAGUCUCUGUGGGCCUCAUAAGCUCAGCUGUAAUGCCCUAUAAUGGAUCAUCGUGAACUUGCUGUUGUCGAAAUACUAAGGUGGAACUGUUGAGUAGGUUCACAGAUAAUAAACACAAAAUCAUAGAAUUGUAAAGAAGCAUUGAGACUUAUACUGGAUGGCUCAUUGCUUUAACGUAAGUUCCCAAGGCAUCUCAUUUGGCAAAUAUGCUGGUCCCUGGUGUUAUAGAACUUCAAGGCAAGGCUUUGUUAAGGCUGUUUGGAUGGCUGUUCAUGCUGCCAUGUGGUUGCAAUUGCUCUGCAGCAGAAGGUAACUGUUCAAUGAGGAAUUAAAGGGUUCUGGACAUCUGGACAACAUAGUCUAACAGCAUUUUGGUCAAAUUGCAGAUGCUAAUGUUGUAAUUUCACCAGCAAUGGUACCUAUGCAAAACUGAUUUCUUGAGAGGCGUGGUAUUGCUGAUAUGCAACUGGUAAUCGGAAUAACACAAUUAUUUUAGUGUUGAUUUACUUUACAACCCACCUGUAGGAAAAGAAAUACCUUUAUACCUAUUGAGCUCAAGGCUUUUGGUUAUUAAAAUAGCAGAGAACUCAAUGGUGUUGAUAGAAUAAACUUUGUGGCAGUUCCUGGACAACAGACUUCCUAAUGGGUUAAUAUACGGCAUAUUGGAAUUAAAAGGUGCAGUAUCAAGAAAGCCUGAAUCUUGAAGAACACUUUACAAAAUGAAACAGAAGUAUUCAGCUAGUUAGCAAUUAUGGCAAAGCCAAAUUGUCCCUAUCCUUCAAUAGUAUGAUUUAUCCAAAGAGGUUAUGUGUCAAUUCCAAGUCCAGCUUCUGUUCCUGAAGUAUGUUUUCAGCUUAAUAGCAAUAAUACAUUACUUCUAUUUAAUAAAGUAUUGGACUGUGACCUCGCCAACUGAUCCUUUUAUAAUUCUUGGCAGGAAAAGACAGAAUGCUCCUAUCAGACUGCUCUUGGAGUUGAAGUCCAAGAACUUAUUCCAUGCUCUAGCAUUCUUAAUGUCCAUCUUGAUCCUUGAUAUAUGACCCUUGUUAUGUAUUCUGAUUUUAAGGUGGAGCUGUUUUCAUAGUACAUGUAAAAAUGUCAUGUACUACCUGCUGCUCUUGUAAACUUCUUUUGAAACAUGUUCGUUGACUGCCAGAUGUGGUGUAGUGGUUAAGAGCAGUAGUCUUGUAAUCUGGUGAACUGGGUUCGCGUCUCCGCUCUUCCACAUGCAGCUGCUGGGUGACCUUUUUUGAAGUCUCUCAGCCCCACUCACCUCACAGAGUGUUUGUUGUGUUGGAGGAAGGGAAAGGAGAUUGUUAAUCGCUUUGAGACUCCUUCGGGUAGUGAUAAAGUGGGAUAUCAAAUCCAAACUCUUCUUCUUCUUCAGAUUAUUUUUUAUGUCUUUUUAAAGCCAUAAAUGGUUUUGAGUAACCCAGGAAGCAUCUUAUUGAAGCUUGAGGGCUCUGAACUUUUCUUCUUUUUUAUUGUGACUUCAGCUGUUAAAUUAAGCAAACUGUUUGCUUGUCUUCUUCAGUUGAUUCUUCUUUCUAGCUGAUUUACCACCUCAAAACCAUGCCAAGAAUCAGAACUGUUUCAAAUUAGGUAGCCUAAUUGAGAUUAUUUUUGUUGUAUGAACAGUAUUGUUAAUAGCUUUUGCAACUCACUUAGAGUUCUUCUGCAUGAGUGUUAAGAGCAAAUAAUUGUUUGUUGUGGAGCUAAUAUUUAAAGAAAAAAUGGUAUUAUGUUUUUAAGAGACUUCUAGGACUGGGUUUCCCAAAGUUGGGUCUCUAGCUGUUUUGGGGCUACAACUCCCAUCAUCCCUAUCUUGCAGGAGCAGUGGUCAGGGAUGGUGGGAAUUGUAAUCCAAAAACAGCUGGACACCCAAGUUUGGGAAACCCUGUUCUAGGAUCUAAGACAGGACACUCUACGUUUGUCCUCUUGUCCUUGAGCCAGUUUUCACCCUAUUCUGAUUGGCCACCUGAUAGAGAAAAUAAAAUCACUAUUCUGAUUGGCCACCUGAUAGAGAAAAUAAAAAGGACUGUAUUGAGGAACUAGAACUUUUGGCUUUCUUACCAGAAAAUUUGCAUAUGAAAAUAGAAGUUUUGGAAAUGGUGAUAUGCUGGGUUGAGUACCAAGCAUCUUGAUCAGCAACCUCACGUAAUAGAUCUGUUGCUGGACUCUAGAACUUAAUGUGAGAGUGGGUAAAAAUGGAAAAGUCAUUCCCCACCCCCUGGGAAUACUUCAGAUCAGCAGCUUUCCCUUUUCUAAUUUCCGAAUAUUUUGGAACAGUUAGUUUCAUGAUCUUAACGAUGUCCCAUAAAUUCACUUAAUGAUUACAAGAAUGACAUUCCUCAUAUCUGUUCUUGCCCCCCCCCCCGCUGCCGACUUUCUUUCGUUCCUUAGUAUUUCAUUAAGUGUACAGUUGAAGCUGGUCUAUUCUUCUUCUUCUUCAAUCUCAUUUCUUGCUUGCUGAUAGGUUUGGUCCCCACCCAGGCAAAAUGCCUCCACAGAUGAGAGUUUUAAAUUGAUAACACUGGUCAACAACAAAUUUCUUGUCUGCGUUUUUCCAGCUGAUUUAGGAUGAAUCUGAUGCGCUGAAUCCAAAAAUCACAUUGGUUUUGCUCAAUCAGGUCAAGUUUUUGAGCUAUGGCCACAUGUCUUUUUUACAUUUUUGUUCACAUGUACGCUUGUGUGGAGCAUUUUAGAAGAAGUUGGUGGGGGUAAAAUGCCUUGUCAAAUAAUUGUUUUGAUUGGAAAUGAUUAUUUUAAUGACAAGAAGUAUUCAGGUCCGAUAGUUCUGGGUGAUUAUGUCGAAAAGGGAUCAGUUUGAAGUCAUAAAACCUCGAAAUCUUCCAUAAAUUGGUCCAGCAAAGCAUAAAGUUGGGGGAUCAAAACUAAGUUAAUGGGGCAGCCGCCCCACGAAGUAUCCUGAUCUUCAAUCAGCACUUCGUCCUGUAGCUCAUUGUGAUGAAAUUCCAGUGCCUAUCUUCGGAGAACUUCCUGACAUUAGUGACGAAGAUGCCUCCAGUGUUGAAGGACAUGAAGAAGAAGAAGUGGUUCUUGAAGAUGAUGCUCCACAUCCAUUUUCCCAAAAGGAGUUGAAUGAUCUAGUUCGCGACCUCAGCUUGUCAAAGGACUCUGCCGAACUGUUGGCAUCCAGAUUGAAGGAAAAAAACCUCCUCUCUGACAGUGCUCGCAUCAGCUUCUUGUGCAACAGGCAUCAAGAGUACCUCCGUUUUUUCUCGGAAGAGAAGGACUUGGUGUACUGUGCAGAUAUUGCGCAGCUUCUGCUCAAGCUUGGAGUGCCACAGUACGAACCCAAAGAUUGGAGACUGUUCAUUGACAGCAGCAAGCGAUCACUGAAAUGUGUUCUGCUACACAACGGCAACCAGUUUGCCUCUAUACCCCUGGCUCACUCGAGUACACUGAAGGAGAACUAUGAAGCGGUGAAGUAUGUGCUGGAGAAAAUUGGUUAUGAUCAGCAUAAGUGGUUUAUUUGUGUUGACCUGAAGAUGGUGAACUUUUUGUUGGGACAACAGUCUGGCUUCACCAAGUACCCAUGUUUUCUGUGCAUGUGGGAUAGUAGGGACCGUGCUCAGCAUUACACGAAGAAGGACUGGCCUGUGCGGGAGGAAUUGGUGCCUUGCAAAGAAAGGAACGUCAUCAACGACCCUCUGGUGGACAGAGACAGAAUACUCUUCCCACCGCUGCACAUCAAGCUCGGCUUAAUCAAGCAGUUCACCAAGGCUCUGGACAAGGAUGGUGACUGCUUCAUUUACUUGUGCCAGGCUUUUCCAGGAUUGACCAUGGAGAAGUUGAAAGCUGGCAUCUUUGACGGUCCUCAGAUCCGUCAGCUCAUCAGAGAUCCAGAGUUCGGAAACUCAAUGAACGAAGUGGAACUGGAAGCGUGGAAGGCAUUUGUUCUGGUAGUGAAGAACUUUCUUGGCAACAAUAAGGCCAGAAACUACGCAGAACUUGUCAACAACAUGCUGACUGCUUUCAGAAACCUGGGCUGCAACAUGAGCGUCAAGAUGCACUACCUAUUUUCACAUAUGGACCGGUUUCCUGAGAACCUGGGUUCAAUGAGUGACGAGCAGGGGGAGAGAUUCCAUCAGGACAUGAAAGAGAUGGAGACCAGGUAUCAGGGUCGCUGGGACGCAGUCAUGAUGGCUGACUACUGUUGGACUCUGAAGAGAGACCUCCAUGCUGCUGAGCAUUCCAGGAGUUCCAAGAAACGGAAGUUCAAGCCCUGAAGUUUGAAAAAUGGUGAAGCAACAUGCAAUUUACGUGUACUUACCUUUAUCAAUGCCCACCAUUCAGUUUACAGAAAACCUGACCUGAUGGAGAGAAACGGAUGCCAUUUCCUGAUUCAGCAGUGCAAAAAUACCCUAAAUCAGUUGUAGAAAUCUAGACAACAUUCAAAAAGUAAAAAAUUGUUGCCCAGUGUAAUGAGUUGACUUCCCUUAAUGACAAGCUUUUAAGAAACAAUGACUGCAGAGCAGUCUAGCAGGCUUUGUUUCUGGAGAUUUACCUCUCAGUUAGUGUUGGAGAGCCAGCCAAAAGUUAUGUAGUUAUAAAUCAAACCACAGGAGUUGAAGAAUUGUUGGCUGUCAAUAACAGAGAAUGGAUGCAUAAAACACUAUCCAAAAUGAUUGAUCAUUGUAACAUUUUAAAGGUAAUUUCCACAAAAACUUAUUUCUAGGCAUUUGGCAGAACUGAACUGCUUAUGUAAAGCAAGUUAUAUAAAUGUAAUAUAAAUUAACAUCAAGCAAAUAAUAUAAAUUAAUCUAAUUUAGCUGGCUGCAUGCUGCUUACUUGAACAGACUUUGCUUUCAGAGAAUAUGCAAAAUUCCGUGGAGAAGAAAGGUUUUGAGAGAGAGCAUAUUUGAACUCCUGAUUAUACAUUUCCAGGAAGACAAAACUGGAGUCUCGUGUAUUUAUGGGAACCUGAGACCAGGAGAAGCUGGUCCUUUAGUGGAGACAGAUAGUUGUUUGGAAUGAUGUUGGUAGUCUCUGGACAGUCAGAAGCUUGUAUUGUAUCUUAGUUCUAGCUUCAUAACUUCUCUGCACUUACAGGGCAAAAGAGCUAAUCAGUUCUGGUCAGGUAGUCUGUGUGGAAAAAAGACUUAACUUGAGGAUGAAUAUUCAGGAACAACACAGUAGACAGCUGUCCAUUCAGGGUUAAUUACUCAGGGUUCAGACACUCUAAAACAGACUAUGGAGGUUGUGCAACCAGAACCACAUAUCUGCUUCUUAUUUUGGUUUUAUAACUGACAUUAGCCCAUGUUUCCCUGGUUCAGAUGUUAUGGGGAACUCUACCCUACUGAAAAUAAGGGUCUUGGCACGAAAGCUAAGCACAAGGCAAGAUGGGUCCACUCAUCCACAGCUUCGUAAACUAUGAGUGGUUUCCAAGCUAAGUCAAUAAAGUUCAGGCCCCAUGGAUUUAAAUGGGGUCUUAAGUUUAACUAACUUAAUUUGAAGCCAGCACAAUAUUAGAACCCAAAUCUUAAAACUUCAAGCUGAUUUCUUCCAGCCAGAAUAUUUUUGUGAAUGCAUCAAAAUGUGUGUGUUUUUUUAGCAAGUUAAAAGGUAUAGAAUUCUCCCUGCAAAAAGUCUGCCAUUAGUUUGUUGCUGGGCUACAACUCCCAUAAUGCCCAACCAUUUUAGUAAAUGGUCAGGGAUGAUGGAAGUUGUAGUAGUUCAACAUCUGGGAACCCAAGGUUGAAGAACGCUGACUAAUACAUUCAAAUUUUGUAAUACCACCUACAAUGCACAGUUAAUUCUGAAGAAAGCAGUUCUCCAAUUAAAAGCUAACCAGUAGCUUCAUAAUACAAAUCACAAUGGGUAGAGCUUUAUUGAUUUAAUUAUGUAAAUAACCUUUAUCUUUUUAUGCACAAUGAUCCUCUUGGAUUUGGGUGCUGCGAAGGCAAGCAUGAAACUGUUUCUUUUUUUUUUUUUAUAAUUGAUAUUUAUUAAGUUUUCAAGGGGUAACAACGAAAAUUUCCAAAAAAAAUUGAAAAUACAAAAAUAACAAAAGUAAUACAAAGAUAUUAAAGAAAAAGAAAAGAAAACCCAGCCGCAAAAAAGAAAAAAAGAAAAACAGAAAAACAGAAAUAUGUAGUUCUUUACGAUCUCCAUUAACUUCUUUUCUAGACUUCCUCCUCCUCCCCUCUCUUGUUUCUUGGUUUUUAAUUUUCACAGCAAAUCCUUUCUGUCUUUUUUUCCAUAACAAUCUAUCAUUACAUUUCCUUAUUCUAUUUUCCCUCUUGUCAUAUAUAAACUUCAAUUCAAUAUUCAAUAUUUAGCAAAUUCUUACAUCAUUACCUUUUUACAAAUCAUUUACCAAUCCUUACUUAAGCCAUAUAAUUUCAUUCAACACCCUUCAAACAUUUAUAAACAUUCCCAAUAUUAAAAAAUAAGAAAGAAAAAAUAAUAAGUCAAAUUCAGUCCAGUCAGCUUCCAGCCUCCCCUCCCCAGGACCCAAGAUUGUCAGUCCUUUUAACCUCAAUGAUCCAGCUCGUUAACCUGGUUGUCUCGUAUCCGAGGCCCUCAAGUCUCUUUCUUGCCCCUUUCGCCGCUCUUGUUGAUAUUUCCCUUUCAGUCGUGGAGACUCCAACAGAAAGAUGCUUUUAACUCUUUGCAACAAGUCCAUUCCAGACCCAUUACCCAAGCCAGAGAGCAGAUAAUGCCAGUUCCAUUUUCCACAGAGCUUGGAGACUUCGACUACUCCAAUCUUCUGAUGGCCCAUCAGAUUUGCCCCAAGUUCAUUUAUCAAGUUCAAAGGCUGAUCUUGCCCAUCCAAUGAUCCCUCCAUCUCUGAAGCCUCCGUCGCUACAGCAGGUUCAUAUACUUGUAUAGACUUUAACUGAAUUUCAUUUGUUUGCUGCUGUGCUCUGGUAACUUCCAUCAUCAAGGUCGACUCCUGACGCAUCUGGUCCAGCUGGGCACUUAAUUUUGCAAAACCUUCCAGGAACACUUGUUGAAGCCUUUGUACAAGCAUUGUCCUUCAAGGUCAAAGAAAAUUCUUUCCCACGAGAAUAGCUCUUCUUUUUAAACUCUCUGCAUUGCAAUUUCACUCAGUUCCACUAGAUGGAACAAAUUUUACUUUUGCAACAAUCUUACUUUUUCCAAAAACACUUUAUCCAAAAUUCCCCCCUAAGAGGCAACAGUAAAGUCAAAAUGUUCCCCUUCUUUUAACUAUCUGUCGAGCUGGAUAAGCUUCAAAACGUCAGUUCUGACAGCCCGCUCCUGGUUCAGGGCGGUGGAAAAUUACUUUAUUUUAAACUCACUUCCGCAGGGUUAAAAAAAAACCAAAACCACCCCCUUCUUCUCCUGCAGUCAAAGGGGGGUUCAGAAAUCUUAGAUGUUGAAUUUUAGUUCUCUCAGAAUUUAAUUUUCAAGCUUUAGUAUAAUUUGUCUUUGCUUUCUUCACGUAACAAAAGAACGGAAGGUUGACUUCCUGUUUAGACCUUUCCGUUCCGAGUCCCAAUUAAGUUCAAUUUCAAGUCCAAAUCCAAUGCUAUUUAUUUAUUCUCCAAUCUUAAAAGUAGUUCAGCUCUUCCAAGAUCAGGUACUCACGGAUAGAUAUUUUAGAUGCCAAAUUGUCCAAGAAGAAGGCAGCGCUCUCCGAAAACGGCAGUGCGGCUUUGCUGCACGGAGGAAGCAGUCGACUCACAGCACCACGCACCUCCCGCUCCGGAGCCCGUUGCCGGGCUCCUGUACAAGGGGAGAGAGCGCUCUCGGUGCCCGCCGCGUCCCACGCCCCCAGGCUGCUUCCGCCUGUGGUGUUUAAGGGCCCCCGCUGCGCCGUAGCGGCAGGACCCAAGCCUCCGUGCAGCGGGUUCCCUUCAGUUCGAAGGGAAUUCCGCCAUUUUCCGGAGGCGCCACCCCGGAAGUCAAGCAUGAAACUGUUUCAAAGCAAUUCAUAUCUGUGUAAAGAUUUAUACGUUGCCAAAAUUAGCACAAAUUGGAAAAUAGGAGUGUUAGAAAUACAUCUCUGAAUUAAAAAAUCAGUAUGGAUUAGCAUUGCUUUCUACUGAAAAGUCGUUGUUGCUUUGAAUGACUAGCUUGCCAGGGGAAAAGACUGCUGCACUGAUUGGCAGUCCUUGAGCUACUGUUAUACAUCUUCUAAAAAUGCCGAAGCUGCAAAAGGAAUGAUGUUUAGGAAGCUCUUCAGGGUUUUGAGCUGAAAAAAGCGUGAAAUAAAAGCUAGGCUAUACAGUAAUGUCUGGACAUCCUCAGUGCUUUCUUGCUUUGGAGUGAAUGUUGCCAUUUCAGGUUGGGGUUACAAAUGUAAUUAACUUAAUUGGAUGUUGGAUUAGAUUGAUCUAAGACGAGGCUGGCUCAGCAAUAGUUUGACUUACUUGGCAAGUUGUAGCCAAAAAGCAUUUCUUCAUCCUUAUGUUAGGAAGCUUGGAGCAGCAGUAUCCAGAACCAGUCGGCAGAAGACCAGUGUCAGGAAAAAGAAAAAGAAAAUCAUAGAUAAUGGAGCUGAAAGAGAAUGAGAAUCAAAACUUAUUUGGAUUAAUUCCUUUUAAAUUACAAAUAGAAUGUAUUUCUGUUAAGUUUGGUCUAUACAGUGUAUUUUAGGAUUACUCUGUCAUGAAGAACAUGUUUUGCAUGCUUAAGAUCCCUACAUUAAUCUAUGGCCUCUUAAUUUCAAUGAUUUUAGGUAGUGGGGCUGUGCAAAUCUGCGCCUGGUUGCUGAGAGAGUUGUUGCUAGUUGGAGCAAACAGUAACUGAUCAAUCUGACUCUGUAUAAGCUAGUUAAUACAUUUAAGUAUAAAAGGAACAAAAGCGUCAUUGGGUAACAAUCAGUCUUCUACAAACCUAGACAGUUUUUGAAGCAAGUUACUCAGAUUCCCUGGGGGAUGCGGGUGGUGCUGUGUGUUAAACCACAGAGCCUAGGACUUGCUGAUCAGAAGGUCGGUGGUUCGAAUCCCCGCGACGGGGUGAGCUCCCAUUGCUCAGUCCCUCCUCCUGCCAACCUGGCAGUUCGAAAGCAUGAAGUGCAAGUAGAUAAAUAGGUACCGCUCCAGCGGGAAGGUAAACAGCGUUUCCGUGUGCUGCUCUGGUUCGCCAGAAGCGGCUUAGUCAUUCUGGCCACAUGACCUGGAAGCUAUAUGCCGGCUCCCUCGGCCAAUAAAGCGAGAUGAGCGCCACAACUCCAGCAUCGGUCACAACUGGACCUAAUGGUCAGGGGUCCCUUUACCUUUACCUUACUCAAAUUCCCAAGUUUCAGCUAGUAAUGAUCUCAUUGUUGAACAACGCAUGCACUGGAAACUACUUUCGUUAAGAAGAUUCCUGUAGAUUUUGCUCCUUAAGGAAAGCUGUGCAGUAUUCUAUCCUUUCACAGAUAACCUUGGUCCAAUCUCCAUCUCUCUAUCUCAAACAACUGUGAGGAGAAAAACAGGAGGGUGGGAAGAAUGUGUAAUGUUUUAAGCUUCUUGCAGGAAAAGUGGCAUAUAAUCUCAUAAAUAAAAAUAAUUGUUCCUGACCAUCGUACAAAACUGGGGCCUAUCCCUUUUCUAGCUCCAGGGCUGAAGCUGCAAAGUGAGGGUAGAGGUUGCCCCCAUGAUUUUGCUGGUCUUUAUCCUCACAUCUCUCCUCCCUGACAUGAGAAGGGGAGCUGAGGGUCGUGUUCUAGCGCUGGGCUGUUAGAAGGAAAUGUUGAUGCUUGGUUUUCAUGCUGGGUUGUACAGUGCUUGGAAGUUCCCUGCAGUCCCCAGCUGGGGCCAUAGCCUUUUCAAAGAGAUUCCCUAUAGUGCACUUUGUUUCCAAGCACAGUUCAACUGCGGGAUGAUCCCCAGACACACACACCCCAGCUCCAAGCUGCAGUGAAAGACUGGGGAUCCUCUCACCAUGCUUGUCAGAAGGGGGAAGGAAGACUUGAGUGGAAUAAUGGACUCCUGGUGAAAGCUGUCCUGGCUCCCACCCAACACAUGACGGCACUGGCGGAGACUCUUCCUUGGAACGAAGGAUGGCUUUAUUGAAACAAAGCAACAGCACAGACUCAGUAGCAGGUAGAGAGCUAUUGCAGCCUCAAAACUCUUACCAGGCGAAGGGGUGGCAGGACACAAUGGGCUGGGAGUAGGAGCCAGAGUUCCUGAGUUCAAGACCAGGGCAAGAAAUUCAGGACCACACAGGAGCUAUUAAUUUCUUCCAAUGGAUUUGCCUGCCUUCUUGCCAGCCGAGCUUCUGAAGUUGUAGUAUAGUCACUCACAGGAUUUCUGUGCCUUGCAGGAAUGUGGAGCUUGCAGGUGUUCACUACGUCUAGGUAGGUAGUUGGAUCUGUCCCUUCUUCAGAGGAACCUCCUUGUCCUGGGAGUCAAGGCUGAGCUUGCCUCCCCUCCUGAUUCCUGUUCUUCCACCCCAAGCUGUAGGUUGGCAUCCUCCCCAGACUCCCAAGAUAUGCUUCCCCAGGAGGAGAACGGAAAGUCAGAGCUUCCAGGCUGGAGCCUGAUGGCAUCUUGGGGCUCACAAUAAAAGCAGCCUUUGCCAGCAAUAUCAUGUGAAACAUUUUGUAAGGGUUUUGCUUUCCUGGUAAGCCUUGUAAAGCUCACAUUCAUUUCAUUGGGGUUUGCACAACUUAACUGCUGGUGUACAGUAUCCUAUAUUUGCUGUUUUUGAUAAAUUUUCAGAUACUCAAUUCCCUGUUGAGUGAGAUAAAAACUGGAUUUUUCCAUUCAUCAUAUAAAAUUGGUUGAAAAAUAAUAAAGGAAAAUAAAGGUUUGGUGUAUCACAAUUAAUAAUUUUCCUCCUAUACUGGGGUUUUUCUUUAUGAAAUUUAACUCUUGCAAAGAUAGCCUUCAGCUUUAGCUACAUCUUGUUGCAUGCAAGCACAAUAGUAUAGAACUCAAUUCUUCUUGACAUUUAAUGUUCUGAAUUCCUUGGGAUCAGGAAUGCAAACAUACUCUGGAGCAUCUUGAAAAUUGGAUUUUUCAGUUUAAGCGUUAUGACUGUCAUGAAGCAAAAACAUAGGUUACAGACAAUUUACACACACACACACACACACACACAUUUGGCAAGCAUGCACCCAUGUUUAAAACUUCUAACAGCUUUUCUGUAAAAGGGGCAAAGCUAAAAACCUUAUUGUGCAUAGGUUCAUUUGAAUUGCAGCAGACAACAGUUAUUCCAGACUGACUAAAAUACUUAAUGUACUGCUCAAAAUGUUAAGGCUGAUGAAGCAUAUUGUCUCCAAGGAAUCAAAGAACUAACGAUUUGUUAAGACUGUUCCUCUUCCAUAACUGAUGUGAAUAAUUCAAAAUAUUAUUAUUUUAACUACUUGAUAGAAGUUGGCUUUCUUAGCAAAUUUGUUUCUGUUGAAAUCCAAUAGCAGUUAGUGUUUCAUGCUGUCAAUGCGUUGCAGAUUGUAUCAAAAGUAUUAUGACUGUCAUGGGUUAGUAAAUUUCUGAUACUGGCAGCAACUGUGGUACCACUGGCACACCUAGCCUUCUGGGUAGCCACAUCAUUUUACUAUGGGAUGGCUACACAGUUGCCUGGAGAUAGCAGGUCAGAUGAUAUGAUGUCAGUUCUGUGCCAUCUUUACUAGUAAACAAGUUAUUUCUUGCUCAGUUCAGGACGCUUGGUUUGACCUUUCAAGUUCUCAUCUAGGGACGCCAACUCCCUUAGGUAGCCCAGCCAAUGGUCAGGACUGAUGACCACUGUAGGUCCUUCAUUCCAGCCCUAAACUGUCUGAGAAUAGGAUAUAUGGAGAAUCCCUUUCUUCCGUAUGAACCAAUCCAGGAACUCUGCUUAGCUUCUGAAAUUUUUCUUCUUCCCACCAUCCAAAUAUCUGCCAGUGGUAUAACUCUAUUCUGGUGAUAGUAACUGUUUUAAUACUUAAUUUUAAAUUGUUGCAACCCGCCCUGGGACCUGCUGGUGAAGAGUGCAUAAUAAAUGCAAUAUUAUUAAUUUUAUAUUUUAUAUUAAUGAUAAAGAGGGCCUUUUCAGUUGUGGGACCCAGGUUUUGGAAUGACCUCACUAGUGAUGUGUUUUUUGCCUUUUAAAAAACCUGACACUUACGACACUCUAAUAGUGGGAUAGUUUUAAUAUUUCUGUCUGCUCUGCGUUUUAAUUAGCUUUUUAGUUAGUUAUGCAGUUUUUAUUGUUGUUGAAAGCUGACUUCUUUCUGCUUGCAGAGAAAAUCAGGAUAUAUGUUAUAAGCAAAUGAGCCUAAAACUGUUUAUGCUGAAACAGUGCAGCUUGUUAGCAUUCUCUCACUCUGCAUUUCCUGUAGGAAGGGCGUAAAGCAGGGUUUCCCAAACUUGGGUCUCCAGUUGUUUUGGGACUACAACACCCAUCAUCCUUAGCUAGCAGGACCAGUGGUCAGGGAUGAUGGGAAUUGUAGUACAAAAACAAUUGGAGACCUAAGUUUGGGAAACACUGGAAAAGACUUCCUGCUCCAUAUUGUCAUGGAACGGUCAUCAUGCUGCUGUUUAAAAACUUUUAAGCUUGUAACACUUCUUCAUAUACUUAAGACAAAUACUUGGAAAGUCUACUAAUAUUAAAAGUGGUGUUUCUGUAGUAAUAACAUUUAAAUUCUUUGUAUAGAUAAUCGUUAAAUCUUCAGUGCAGAUUAAUAGCAAUACCCAAAGUUAAUUUAAUACAUUGGCAUGUUUUCAAAGUGUUUUGCAUCAAACCAAAGGCUUACUGGAGCUUUCUAAACAAAAAGAUACAUAAUACGCUUUCCCCCACCUGUGCCCACUCAACCACUUUGAUUAACAGAAUUUGCACUGCCACCGGUGCUACAUAAUACCAGUUGCACAUUUGUAAGAAUGCAAUCACUUAGCUACACUUAGGAACUCCCUGCCUAUUGAUAUAAAGCAGGCACCUUUGCUUUAUCCUUUUUGGUGCCUGCUGAAAACAUUCCUGUAUUGGCAAGCCUACCCAGAUGCUGGUGGGAAUUUUAAUCUGUUUCUAGUAUUUUAAAUUUUAGUAUGUUUUAAAGUAUUGCAAUUUUUUCUUGAAUUUAUUGUUUUAUCUUUUUGUAAACCACUUUGAUGUGCGUGUUCUGAAGUCAAGCGGUGUAUAAAUUUUAUUAAAUAAAUACAUGUAUAGGUAUUUAUUUUUCUAACAAGGGGAGGUCCCAGUGUUCCCAUGCAACAUCUGCCCAUAAUGCCCCACUUCAGGCAAGACAUGCAAAUGGUUUCAUCCAUUUACUUGUAAUGCGAAUCAAUGGUAGGGUUUUUUUAAAAAAUGUUUUAGAAGGAUCAGAUUAUAAACAGCAAAGUAGAUUGAACAUGUCUGCCCAAACUAUUUUAAGCUUAGGUAGCGGAAAGGGUAUUGUGGAGUAAAUUAAAUUCAUAUGUUAUAUCUCAAAUCCUCCUUGUUUGUAGGUGUAGGCUGGGGAUCUAAUUAACACUGAAGAAAGAUUCAUUCUUUCCAGAUCGAAACCUUUGGCCCAGUCACUACAGAUAAAAAACAUAUAUACCAAAACACUUGUAGUGAUGAUAAAAUACCUCGUUAUCAGGGCUUCAGAUGCAUUGAUACUGAUUCCAGAGUCCAAUAACAGGAAAUGUUAACAAUCAUUUUCAGACACAAUCAUUUACUGACAGAUUUCUUAUACUUUGACAAAUAGAGACGAUCUCAGUAGACGAGGAACUAAAUGCCGGCCCAAAUUCAGAUAAUGCGAGGGAACCUCUGAAACUGAUGAUGAGAACCCAACAACGUGAAAUACUGGAAGCGAAAGCGAGUAUAAAUCAUGGCAAGGAACUCUUUAACCUGAACUUUACUUUCCUGUUCACCCUGAAUAUCUGAAAAGUAGCAAUGUGGGUACUUCAAAAUAAGCAGGCAAACAGAAACAUUGUAUGAUUUUAUAACUUGUAGUCCAGUUUUAUAAGACUGUAUCCUGUGAAAAACAAGAACUUCCUUGUUACAUUGUCCAGGAAGUUCUCUACAGUGCAGUCAGUUGGGCAGUGUGUGAUUAAUUCUACAACUGAAUACAGUGGUACCUUGUUUCUCAAGCGCCUUGGUUUUCAAAUGCCUUGGUUCCCAAAUGCCGAAAACCCAGAAGUAAGUGUUCAGGUUUUCGAAAGUUUUUCAGAAGCCUAACGUGCGAUGUGGCUGUUGGCUAUUGUUUCCGGGGUGCCUGCACCAAUCAGAAGCUGCGCCUUGGUUUUCAAACAUUUUGGAAGUCAAACGGACUUUCGGAAUGGAUUGAGUCUGGUGCUUUUGUUUUUGCUAUUUAUUUUGCCUUUUUGUUUUUGAGGCUUUUUUGGUUAAUUUGUUUUUGUGACUAUGUGGAACCCAGUUCAGCUACUGAUUGAUUUAUUGUGUGACUGCGGAAAUGGAUAAAAGCCCCCCAUCCAUACAAUGACUAUCAUCAGUGCAGGUAAUAAAAAGUUUUUAAAUUUAAAUUUUAUCAUCUACAAUACUGUCUUAUUUAUUUUAUAGUACAGUACAUUGAUUAUUGCUUUCAUUUUAUGGAUCAGUGGUCUCGUUAGAUAGUAAAAUUCAUGUUAAAUUGCUGUUUUAGGGGUUGUCUUUAAAAGUCUGGAACAGAUUAAUCCAUUUUGCAUUACUUUCUAUGGGAAAGUCCGCCUUGGUUUUGGAAUGCUUUGGUUUUGGAACGGACUUCUGGAAUGGAUUAAGUUUGAGAACCAAGGUACCACUGUAACAAUUUUGCAAGAACUGUGCUCUCUCACUUUUAUGCUAAAGGUCCUGCUAAGGAUCCACGAAGCCAAGAAACUGUAUAGCAGUAUUGAAGGCAGGAGCAGUAUAUACUGCAUCUGCUAACCACCCAUGAAACAUCUAUUAUCAUGUCAGGAACAGCUCAAGUGCUUGUCCUUGUCCUCUCCUCUCAGAUCUCACCAAGCUGGCCACAACCCCAUGUGGGAUUCACUAAUUUACUCAAGAUCACAAAUAGAAGACAACAGUUCCCUGUUUCUUGUAGAAGAAAUGUAACUUUUUACCAUCUGAUUUUCUGCUGCAUAUGCUGUAUUAGUUCAAUAGGUAGAAGGGCUGAGAACUUUGAGUAGUGAAGGUUUUGAUGCUUGUUGUAUGGAUUUUGUUAAUGGUUAGUCUGGGCUCCUUCACUCUGGGCUCUUGUGUGUUCUCACUUGCUGCCUGAAUAAAGCAUGUUUUUCUUAUUUCUGGGGACAAUUCCCUCUGCCUGGAACUGUUUGCCUAAUUAUACCUAUGGCAGCUCUUCCCACCUCUUCCAUUGCUACUUGGAAAACAUCUGCUUUCUAGUUGCUUUUUCUAUUCUCCACUUAUCUUUCUGCUUUUUUUCAUUGUGAGCUAUGCUUUUUAUCAGUGAACUGAGGAAAUAAUGAAUCACCUAUCUGAAGGUCAAAUAUUAACCAUUAUGGAUAAUAUCCAUCAUUGUGGGUGUGUGUACAUGCUUGUACAAGGGCUAUGUCCCUCCUUCAAAGCUCCCAGUAACCCCCCCCAUCAAUUCCAGAGAGUCAGGGGGACUUAACAUUGUGCAAUGACAGUUGUUUGGGAUUGCAAGGGGAGAAGGAUCACUUGAAAUAGGGUGGCAGAAGGAGAAGAAGAAGAAGAAGAAGAAGAAGAAGAAGAAGAGUAGUUUUGGAUUUGAUAUCCUGCUUUAUCACUACCCUAAGGAGUCUCAAAGUGGCUCACAUUCUCCUUUCCCUUCCUCCCCCACAACAAACACUCUGUGAGGUGAGUGUGGCUGAGAGACUUCAGAGAAGUGUGACUAGCCCAAGGUCACCCAGCAGCUGCAUGUGGAGGAGCGGGAAAGCGAACCCGGUUCACCAGAUUAUGAGACUACCGCUCUUAACCACUACACCACACUGGCUCUCAGAAAAACUCUCAACCUGAUUUUGAGAGUCCUUCUCCUACAAUCCAAUGCAAUGCUUUAUUAGUUUUCAGGAAAAAUGAUCACCCAUACAAGCAAAAGAGGAAUACAUAACUCUAGCAGUAAAUAAACCCUGGGUUGUACUUCAUUCUCUCAAUUAGUGUUAAUGCAUAUCUGGAGGUCACCAGUCAGGUUCUUUGUAUCUGUAUAAUUGAGAAAACUGACCCAAAGAGCACAAAGGUGGUCUGCUGUAAUUACUCCAAUGAACUUGAGGGUCAAUUUUUCCAUUAAGGCCAAGUUUCAAACUUACUGGUGCCAGCCUAGCAUUAAACCUGCUUUCAGAAUUGUCCGGUAUGUGGCAGUGGUAAAUUUGGUCCCUGGAAGCAGAAAUGUAAUGAGUUCUUUAUGUAGUAAAUUCAUUGUGGAACCAUUGUAGAUAGAGAGAAGAGCAAGCUUGGGAUCCAGUGGAAUAGUUUGUCCCACAAUGUUGUUAAGUCUCCUAACCCAAUGAAGAUUAUUUUCAGGAGGUACAGAGGCCUUCAAGGGGAGAGGGAAAGGUUGGCUGUGCAAGUUUGUGUUUCACUUGGGCAGUGGGCACCACUGGCUAUCGUCCUCUGCUUUUAUUGUAAGUGAACUUUGCUUAGUUUCAUGAAAUGAAUAUUUAAGGAUAUCCACCAUGUUCUUAGGAAGGGCACUUAAUUUUCAAGUUUCACUCAGUUUUAUGAUGUGUCAGCUAACCUUCUUAAACUAGUGCUGAUAGUCGUGUGAAGAAACAAAUAAUGUAACCAAAUGGGUAGUAAAGAUAAUGGACUGACUUUUUGGCUUCUAAAAUGCAUAACACAGUGUUGCCUUCAGUUGCUUUCUAUUUAGAGUCUUGAAUUUUGGCUGUGCCAUUGGAGCUGUGUCCCUUUUUAAUUACAUUGUACAGGAAGAGACUAAAAAUCCAGUGAAAAGAGCAGUGUCCGCUAGAAAUCGGGUUAACUAAUAUAGCUUUCUUUGGUGGCUGUCCAAGCAUUACAGUAUUUACUAUAUUAGGACUGCUUCUGUUCCAAAUGCUGUUUACUUUUUAGGUUUGGCCAUUAUUGGUUCAGUGGAGUCGGUCACUAGGAGAUGUCAUGUAAACUCGGAGGAGAGUUUCCUGAAAGCAAGCGAAUAAGAUGGUUAUUUUGUAAAACCAGUCUCUGUGAAGUGCAGUAAUCCUAACUGCUGGCAAGUGAUAACUGGUACACUAUUCCCUAGAUACUCAAACAAAUAGGAGUUUCCUUUGUUUUAUUCCCCAGAUGCCUGCCUUGAUUUAAAGGUUCGGGGAAACAGCCAGAUUUAGAAAAAUAAUGUUUUCCCCAUAGCUUUUCUAAUGAUCUUGUGCAAAAAUUUACCCAUCCGUGUCCCUUUUUGAAAGGUAUGCACAUUUAAUACCAGUUGGCAAUCCACCGCUCAUUUACAUCAGCCAGUAAUAGAUUUUUCUGUGUUGUUAUAUUUAUCAAGGCAGCUUACAUGGAUUCCCUGCACUCCUUUUAUCCUCACAACAAUUCUGUUAGGGUAGUUUAUAUUACCUUAUUUUUUUGAAAAUAUUUUAGAUGCGUGCAGAAAACAACAACACGCAGUUCACAUAUGCAUUCAUGAUUAUACAGCAAGCUCUAGAAUGCCUGAGCUUUUAAAAUUUAUCGGUUUAUUUGAUUUGUAUUCCUCCAAGAAACUUGCAAUAUUAUACAUAGUGCCUCUCCCCCUCUAAGCCAAAGGAUAGCGAUUGGCCCAAGGUCACCCAGUGUGCUUCAUGGUUUAGUUAGGGUUUAUCCCCCGUUUCCCCAGUCCUGUGGCCUGCAAGGAGCCAUACUGUGGUGGAUUGUGUUGGGCAACUCCUUGUCAUCUUGUGUUAGAAUUUUGCCCCUGACAUACAUGAUCCUCACACAGAACCUUGGCAUGGUAAACUGCUAAACAGGUGAACCUGAGAUGGCAACUUCAGCUUCACUUUCUCUCCUGGAUUUGCUUUGUUGUCCUUUGGACCCCAGGGUUUCACCAUAACAUUCAAGAUGGCUUUCAACAGAUGCUGAGGUGCUAUUUCAUUAAUCUUAACUUGUCAAGGUUACUGGGCGAUAAAUGCGCACAGAUGGCUCUUGCGAAAUAACCUGGGUUAUAACAAGUUUGUUCUUAUGAGCGUAAAUGCUCCUAUAGAUAGCUGUUAGGUGGAAUAGAAGUGUAAAGGGUGCAAGUGGGUUUCAAUAUGAGCAUGAAGUCUUGAGGGAAAUCUUUCCUGCAAAAUGGGCAAUUUAUCCUUUUCCAUCCUUCCUCUUAGUAUGCCAUUUGUGUUAAUGCAGAAACUGGGCUUCAGUGAAGCCAGAUUUGCAAAUUGAGCUUUCUGUGAGAUGGUCACAUUUCUUUGAAUCUGAAGUAAAACCAAAUUAAAAGAGACGAAAUCUCAAAAUAUAUUAUUGAAUAGUAUUUACUGAGAUGACAGAAGGUAUCAAGGAUGUGCAAAAUGCUGCAAAAUGUCUCAUUUUAGUUCUAACCACAUUGGUUUACAACUGACAAAGUUACGAAAGAGAAGAAAAGUCAACUUCUGGUAGUAUAUGUGUAUUGAUGUCGCCCCUUGGUUCUAAGCUCUCAGUUUUGGCAGGAAAAAACAAAAGCUUUAAUUCAAAUAUGGACAUUACAAACCCAAUGAAAAGCUCAACCUAGAAUACGUUUCACUCUACCCACUUCACCCUAGGCAAAGUGAAUUCAAUCAGAGACUUGGCAAAAUGUUUCUUCAUCAGCUCUAUUCAUUAACACAGAAUAGCAACAUGAGCUAAAAUAUUUGGAAAUACGGAACUUGAGUAAAUGUAUCUGGAUAAUAAUGACAUGGACUGCUCUUUAGAUUGUCCCCUUCACUUUCUCUAGAGAACUAAACAAAUAUGCAAUCAGCUCUGUCCAUGUGGCUUAUUGCAUAUUUCAGAGGAGUCCAUUUCUGUUAGGUGUACGCUUUCUUGCUCAUAAAGGUUUCUCUGAUAAACAUCUGCAUAACUUUGGUUGUUUUGUUGUUGUUGUUGGGGGCCAUGUUCUUUGUGUUUUUAUCUUUGGAAGAGGUAUAGCCGGUGGUCCUGUUUUGGGGGAAGGUAAUGGUGAGCAUCAGCAGUUUUCUGUGAAAUGGGUAUUUUGUGGUAGUCGUGGCAGUUUCUUAUGUUUUCCAAUGUCCUUCCAGGCUGAAAGAGGCUGAGGAUGCCUGUAGUAAUCAAUCCACCAAGUAACUGUGGUUUUGAGAAAAGAGUUGGGAUAAAAUUGCAUCUGUGGUUUCGAAGCCCACAAAAUUUGGCUACUUGUGGACAAUCCCAAAAUGGUGAUCACCAGGAUCCUGCCAUUCCUCUAAAGCAGGCAUGGCCAAACUUGGCCCUCCAGAUGUUUUGGGACUACAAUUCCCAUCAUCCCUGACCACUGGUCCUGUUAGCUAGGGAUGAUGGGAGUUGUAGUCCCAAAACAUCUGGAGGGCCAAGUUUGGCUAUGCCUGCUCUAAAGGAUAUGAAGUUCUUUCCCUUACUCUGGGCUUCAAGUUAUAGGUGCAGUACAAGGUCAAUGAUAGUCUCCUGUUCCCCAAUAAAUCUCUAUAAGCUUUGACCUGAAAAGGGUGGUAGCGAUAGUUGCCACAAUUGUGCUGGGUUUUUGAGGUUGUCUGAAGUGUAGCACCUUUGCUGGAGCUUCUUCUUUUUGUUAUAUAUCCCAGAAAUGCAGAAGAUGAAGAGAAGGCCUGGAGAAGGGAAAUGGGGAUUGUCUCUUUAGCUGUGCUGUGGUAGCCAGUAUUGGCCUAUUGGUGUGAGGACACUUCUGUGGCUGGUUUCCAUGCAGUUCCUUUGAUCAGAGCUAGGUAGUAGCACACAAGCUUCAUCCCUCCUAAUAUCUUUCAGGACAUCAACUGAAGACCUGCUGAGUUCUGUCUCUUUUAUAAUGGUAUUCUUAAGUACUUAGCUGCAUUCCCACAAAUGGCUGAGAGGCACUGUGUGGUCUUGCUGUCCCCUGAGACUUCCAGGUAUCUCCCCACUCCUUCCUCAAGUACUACAUGUGAUUUCUUUUUGUUUACCUUUUUUUUGUUUAAUUUUUUAUUUUACUAAGCCCAAGUUUUCAGGUUAUAUAAGAAGAUCUGCAAGUGUAGGGAAUGAAAUGUUUACAAGGUAUUAAAUGUGCUUUUGCCAAAAUAUGCUGCUGUACAUACCAAUCCUGUACAACUAUAAAGGCUUAAAGUAGAAUGUUGUACUCUUCUGGCUUUAUUUGAAACUUAACUCAGCUCAAAAAUGUGUCUCUUAAAAUCUCAAACCAACAAUUAGCUCACGGUGAUAGCAUCCCUUAGGCUGUCCCUUACUGCCGUUUUUAACAAGACAAUAAUCCUUUUGGUUCUGAAAACUGGUUUUCCCUGUUGAUGCCUUGCACUGCAGUUGUGCAGACGGGCCUGAGUAUACAGUCAGUUGGUAGCUAUUCUUCCACCUUAAGAUGACUGUCCUCACUUGAAUUUAGGGAUUUCAGGAGGCUUCCACAUUGAUAACUGAAGAUGUCCUGGUUUGGAGAGGCUUUCUUCUGCAGAGUCACGCUAAAUGGAAGUCAUUGGAAGAAUGAAGUGAUUCAGAUCCAUUUACGUAACCAGCAAUCUUUGUUGGGGGUGGGGGCAGGAGGAAGGAAUUCUUCCUACUUAUUUCCAAUAGCUUUCAUGAUCUAUUAGAUGAAAGUAUUGUUCUUCUACUCCCCUAUAAAGGGGUGCAAAUCCUAAAGCCUAUUAUUCAUCACCAGGGGUGCCAACUUGAGUGAAAUAUUUUUUUUUUGGGGGGGGGGAGUAAGCCCUGCCCUGCAGAAUCGAUCACAAGACAUGGUGCAUGCACUGGGCAAUCCAGUCAGAUGGACAGGGUACACAUAAUAAAGUUGUUAUUAUUAUUUGAAUGGCAAUGCCCAUCAACUUUGUGGGUGUUCAGCCCCCUCAAAUAUGUUAUGGGGUGUGUGCCAAAGAGACCUUGAUCCCUAGGAUUUGGCUACUAUGUUCCACUUGCUUCUCUGCUUGUCCUCUUCUUUUGUUUCACCAUCCCUUCAUCCGCUUGUUCUUCAUGGUGCAAAGAGAGGCAAGUGACUCAGAGAAAGCGUUCUUCAAUUUUUGCUAGCAGACUAACAAAAACAAUUUUCUUAUUUAUAUGCCACCCAUCUAACUGGGUUUCUCCAGCCACUCUGAGCGGCUCCCACUAGUUAUAAGUGGCUGUUUUAUGCUUUAUUUUCCUGCCACUUAGGGAGAAACAUUUUAGGGUUACUAUUCACUUCAGAUGUUUCACAUGAGUAAUAUUAUGAUUCUACAGACUCAAUUACAUCCUUAAUUUGAACCAUUAAUCUUAAACUCUGUGCCUCCCUUUUAUUUCAGAGGAAAUAAAUACAAGGAAGUAAAACAAGUCUUCAACUGUGUGAUAUCUUUUGUAUAGAUUACUGUAGGUAAUAUUGAUUUUGGGUGAAAAUACAUCUAUUUGUAUUUUCCAUGUGCUUGCUAGGAAGCCGCUAAUGACUUCUUAGGGAAUUCAUCCAAUAAAGUCAAUGUUUCUUAGCUUCUGAAAGGGCACUUUGCUGUUCCCUACUUUGGGUCUCAAGUCUAUCUGUUCCAUAUCUUAGUUAUCUAUGUUUAUUCCAAGACAGAACAGAAGUAUUACUAAUAGACAAAUAGUAUUUCUGAUAUUUCCUGGCAAAUUGUUUUCAGGUUUCUGAUUUCUCUUCUGAUAGAACUCCCCCCACCCCUCUCCUUGUAUUUCUAAUUUGUCUGCAAAACAGGUAGUAAAAUAAGAACAGGAAAAGUCUUUAAAAUGUCAAUGUAGCAAUCGGCUUUCUCUUCCUUGAAAAUGUUUUUUUUACUAUUUCAUGGUUAUGUGUGACACAUGUUUCUUCUGUGUAACUUCUGUUGCUCUUAGACUGAUUUUUAAUUUAAAAAACAUUUGUGUCCUGACUUGCUGUUUGAAAAAUAUGCAAACUUUCCCUCAAGUUACUUGCCCAAGUGGCAAGAACUGUGGAAAGUCCAGAUCAUCAAUAAGCUUUGUGGACUGAAAUCAGUACUUCCAGUAAGUUAAAAUGUGUCAUUAAAGUGGGGAACACAAAGUUCAGGUUUGGACACAAUGCCUAUCCAUUGGUUUCUAUUUUGAACAGUAAGGUCCUACUCAUGCUCAUGUUUCAUAGCAUUCCAUUUAGUAUUAAAAUGCCCUUUCUGGAGUGUCCACCAUUCUCAAGUGUGUUUGCCAUGCCUUUUUGUGCACCAAGUUCCCUGCCCUACCCUUAGGCCAGUGCUGGGUAAUGCUGUUGAUUUACAAACUUUAUUCAGGUUGUUGAGCUCUAUUGGCUAGCUGUCUUCUUAAAGCUGUUUGAAUUAUUGGUAACAAAUCAGUGACGAAAUAAUUGUCCUACAUUUGCAACAAGGGUAGAGUGCAAUGCACUUUGGCCUAGCUGCUCCUGUGCCAUAAAAAUUAAUAUACCUACCUGCUUGCCUUCUGAGGAGGCUCACAUCCUCAAAGCGGCCUGCAUGCUACAUAAAACAGUAAGCAGCAAGUAGGGGGUGUUGCUUAUCCCUCAAAAUGAAACCGAGAGAAUUAAAAAGGACAUGGAAGGCAUGCAGUUAACAAGUCACCUGCCUGCUGAUGCUUUUAGUGUGCAUGCACUUUCAGAGAUGGUGUGGGACUGGAUUACAAGAAAUUGGCUCAUCCUAGGUCUCUGUGUUAAGGGGGCUUAGCAGUGCUUUUUUCCUGGAAAAAAAGGGGGAAGAACUCACCACAAAGUUUGUUUGUUCAUUGCUGGCCCAGUCACAGCACCAUCCCACCCUGGGCAGUGGCUAAAUGUAAUAUAUAAUUGAUAAAAUCAAACAGACAAUGAUCUGGAUUAGAGAUGGCCACAACAGAUACAGAUGGAUUUUUGGCUCAGGCAUUGGGUGUAUAUCCAUUCCAGGCUCCCCAGACAAUUCUUUUUAUUUAAUUAAAAAAGGGUAAGUUCUCCCGAGUUCCUGCUAACCCCCCCCCCAAAAAAAAUACUGGGGCAUAGUAUGCUGCAGCAAGCAUGUGGCACUUCAAAAACUAGCUAGUUAAGACUCACAGAACUUGGAACACACAACUAGGACUCUAAGCUGCUGAAUGCUGCUGUUUCAGUCACUUCAUCAAGAGCUUGCUGCAUGCCUUAGGCUGAAAAAUACAUGACUGAUGUUUUGGUGGACCCUGGUCAAGUCUCAGACAGCUCUUCACUGGAAGAAGAAGAAGAAGAAGAAGAAGAAGAAGAAGAGGAGUUUGGAUUUGAUAUCCCGCCUUUCACUCCCUUUAAGGAGUCUCAAAGCGACUAAACAUUCUCCUUUCCCUUUCUCCCCCACAACAAACACUCUGUGAGGUGAGUGGGGCUGAGAGACUUCAGAGAAGUGUGACUGGCCCAAGGUCACCCAGCAGCUGCAUGUGGAGGAGCGGAGACGCGAACCCGGUUCCCCAGAUUACGAGACUACCGCUCUUAACCACUACACCACACUGGCUCCCUGGAAGACUCACUGGAAGACUUAGGCCACCUAAAGCAUGAGACCCUGCAGAGCACACAGAGCCCUCCAAAUCUGACCUUAGAGCCCAGAGGGAGAACUCAUAACAAUGGUCUCCAGAGGUUGGCCUGGAACAAGCCUUGAGGUGACUCCCCAGUUCACAUGUAGCAGAGGAACUGCCCUCCAAGUCAGAGAAGGAAGCUGAACUGCUUCCCAGCCUCAGAAAGUUCUAGAGUCCAGGCCAGGAUGGCUGUGAGUGAAGGAACACACGCUUGAGAACCCAAAGUAAUAGAGCUAUUCAUGAGUACAAGACACCUUGAGAGUAGGAGGAUUAAGCACUCAAAUCUGCAGAACAGACUAUGUGAGACCUUAGUUGAGGUCUGGUAGCUGCUGGAACAACACGUCUUUCAGCCCCCAGACUCUUAUGAAACACCUUUACCUGUUGACCUCCUGUUGUACCACCUUUACCAUUGACCUCCCAUGCUGCCAAUCUCUGGAUGUCUACUUAAAAACCCUGCCUCUUGCACUAUGCUUCCUUCUGGACUGCUUUUUUGACCUCAGCUACACCUAGACCAGGCUACCUAAGUAAUAUUCACAAUAACAUAUAAUCUGCUUCAUAAUGGUGUGCAUUUUAAUAGGUUUAAAUGAAGAAAUGAACUGAUUGUGGCAAAGAAUUGAAUUAGAAAUCUGUGGAAAUGAAUACAGCAGACCUUAAAAAUGCUCUUCUCUUUUAAAAACAAAAAGAAACUGGUGAAAUUUAUAUUCAAGUGCUAGGUACUGCAUUUGAGAGGACUGGAUCAUUCUUGGACUGCAAUUGAAGACCAUUUUACACACUGAAGCUUUAUUUUAAAUAGACCAUGUCUUUAUUUGUCUAAUGAAACAUAUUAAUGGCUAUAAAACUACUGAAGCUGUUUAACUAGCAGUUGUUGUUUUUUUAAAAAAAAUCAGAAUAAUUAUUUUACUUAAUAGUUCUGGUGAAUCAGUGUCUUAAAACAGGCAACUAAAAAAAUCUGAGAUACAUUAUUUAUACAUUUCUGUUCACUAAAAUAUGUAGUGGUAUUGGGGAAUAGAUUCCACUUGGUGGGUAGAGGUUUCUGGCCAAUUUACCAUUCCCUUUUACUUUUUAGGAGUUUCCCAAUAGCUUUUCUUCCACCUUCUGUGAAUUCUACAAGCAUUGCCUGACAUAAGAGUCUGAUAAUAUUUCUUUUUGAUUUAAAGGAAGAACAGUAUCAUUCAAAACCAUCGCUGCAUCCUACUGUUGCCUGAAAAUAAUUCAUAUCUCCAACUCAGUCUGAUGUCUAUGAAACACCUGCCACCAGAUUUGUGUCUCAUGGCACAUUGUCUGAAUGUGAAUGACUCUGCACACAAUAUACAGGGUGUGUGUUUUUUGCUUUGUGAAGGCAAGCUGCAUUUGUUCCCCAAAGUGAUUCUUUAAGCUAUUUGUCAUGGCUAAUAGAUUUAAAAGCUGCUUUCAGGCAACCUGUUAGGAUCUUGCAGAUGGAGAACUGAAGCAGAGAGCAAAUGAGCUGUUGACCAAGUUUAUAUAUGAACUAGGGCUGAAUUUAAUGGCUGCCCAUUUUCAUUGACACCCCCUUCCCGUUCACAAAUUGGACUAGCUGGUUCUGAACCCCUUGCAGUUUGAGGGAUAAAGUUUAUGUUUGCCAAAGUGGCGGCUGCUACUUGCUAUGCAUCCCGACCUACCCCCAUAACAAUUUAAAAUGACUUUGUUUUGCCUGCAACAGCAGAAUGGAGCUCUGGCCACCUUUACCAUAUUUCCUCCCCUAAUUCCCAAAGGAUUUUGGAGAGAAAGCCGCAGCUACCAUCCUGGUAGGCAUCCCAUCCUACACAAAUGGUGCAAACUGUUGUUAAAUCCCCUCCCCCAAAGUGAACCAGGAGUUUGCUGCCACUGUAAUUUGAGCCCAGAUGUUUGAAAUCACAUGCAGUUUUGUUUCCCACUAAAUAUCUCUGUACUGGAACACAUUUGCUAUACUUUUGCUACAUUUACCUAAACUUCCCACCUUCUCUCUUCUGCACUUUCCCAUCGUGGUUGAGAUUAGCUAAUGUGGUUUGAAAUAUGCAUGUAUUCUACCAAUCUUUUGGCCUUGUGACUGAGGCAAUACGGCUCCGAAUCAGUGUUAGAAACUGGGAUAGAAAAGCCAGGAGCCAAAUGGCUCCUGCGACCUGGGUUGUGGGUGCCAAAACACAAUGUCUAGUCGCCAUUGGGGGGGGUGAUCGGCAACACUUUUUAUUUAUUCUUUCAAUAAGCAUGAACUAAUACACAGUUCGCAUAGGUGACACAUUGUUAAUACCACAUUUUUAACAGAAAUUGUUAAUACAUGUUUAAUUUGGUGUUUACAAUAAAAACAUUGGUACCGUACUUCAGUUUUCGAAACACUCUACUCUUUAUUCUGAAACUCCUUAAUGUAUACUUCAAGGCACAAAGGAAAUGCAUAUCAGUAAUCCUUGAGUGUCAGCCAGGUGCAGAAAAUGGUGCCCAGACUUUUUGAGGAGUCUGGAGAAUCUUCAGGUGCGAAAUAUGCCUGGCGCCCUGCUAAUUUCGAACCCUGCUCCUAAUAUGUUAACGUUUUUUGUAUGGUGGUGGUGGUUUCUUCUUUUGUGGCAUGGGGUAGUCUUGAAUAUUUUUCUGAAAAGUGGGGUAUAUAUAUAUAUAUAUAUAUAUAAAAGUCAAAUCAUGCAUGGGCAUAGCCAUGGCAGGCAUGGGGGCAGCUGCCUCCUCCCCAGAUCAAGUAAAUAAAUAAAAACACUUAACUAGCUGACCAUGUGCAUCGCAGAUAGCUUGGUUCUGCCCCCCCCCCCAACACAAAUUCUCGAGAGGCGAAACAGAAUGUGCCAUCCUGCCCAGGCCCUAUUACACUUUCUCUAAUCUGUUAUUAAAUAUAUAUUCUACGGCAAGGCAGCAGGAUCACUAUACAGUGGUACCUCAGGUUAAGAACUUAAUUUGUUCUGGAGGUUUGUUCUUAACCUGAAACUGUUCUUAACCUGAAGCACCACUUUAGCUAAUGGGGCCUCCCGCUGCUGCUGCUGCUGCGCCGCCUCUGCACGAUUUCUGUUCUCAUCCUGAAGCAAAGUUCUUAACCCGAGGUAAUAUUUCUGGGUUAGCGGAGUCUGUAACAUGAAGCGUAUGUAACCAUUGAAGCGAGGUACCAUUGUAUUAAAAGGACAUCUGAAUGCUUGCUAUGCGUAGAGGGGUGCAUGUGCUUUAAACAGAGACAGUGUACAUAAAAUGCUCCAAUGGUACAUUGUAGUGAAUCCAGAAAUGUCCACAGAAGAUAUCUAAAUGCGAAGAAGGUCAGCUCUCUGAAGAUAUCUCUUUACACCAGGAAACCCACAUUCAGCUGCCAAGCGUUCAGUUUGGUGAACGGUUUCUUUAAUAUAAGAAAUGUCAGGGGAGAGCUGUGCACAUGACUUUGCUGGAAAUGCUCCAAGCCUCUCAAUACUGAAAAGGACUGCAGAACUGCCUUAUGUUUCUAGGGCAGAGUGUGGGAGUUCCCUGCACCAAAAAGGUAGUUCCCAGGCAUCCUGGGGAGAGGACGGAAGGAAAACAAUAUUUUAAAAUAAUGGUGUGCGGUGCACAUUCUGACUCGCAUUAAGCAUUGCUGAAAUAUGCGCCGAGGGAGGAGUUCUGUGAGUCAGGGGAGUGGGGAUUCCAGCCGCUGCCGUGCUCCCCCCCCCCCCGCUUUGCCUGCUUAGUAUGCAGAGGGAAGUGUUUCCAUCCAGCACAGAGUAUCUCCCCGUCUCUCAUACAUCACACACUCAGCAAAGCAAGCAGCAGUGGAUGCGGAGAACCCUGGCAGUACAACUGCUAGUGCUUUGCUCAUAACCUUGGUGCUCCUCCUGCAAGGUUACCGGCUGUAUUGAAUGAAAGCUACAACUUUAUUUCCAUUAUGAGAUCCCUUAUCAUCAUCAUCAUUAUUUUUGCCUUCAAGUUUGUCAUCCUUUCUAUAAAAGGAGAUAGUUUAUUAAGAGUAACAGUAAAAUAUACAUGUGGUAUGCAGGCAAAAUAUCAGAUCUGAUAGAGGCUUCCUGCUACUGGUUAAUUUCUUUCCUUUUUUAAAAAAACAACCCCCAAGAUAUUAGAGUCAUAAGAGGCUGCUGCUAUGUAAUAUAUUAUAGAAAUAGAUUUUUAAAAGCUCACUCACAAUUUGAAUAUGAAAUGGGGUCCACGAUGUACAUUAGUUUAUUGGGAAGUUCAUUACCAGCGUUUUUUAUUGACACUAUUGUUGCAGAGAUAUUCUCCCAAUUAUAUUUGGAAGGCUAUUUUAUUAUUCUUAUAAAUGUGCUGUUUUGCCCGACCUUGCAUGUUUAUUCUGGUCCAGAAAUAUAUCUUCUCAUCUUUCAAAACAGCCCCUAUUGGGGCUUGUUGCCUUGUACACACGAUUUUAAGCUAGAAGUAGGCAACAGAAAAGUCAUGGUUUGUAUCUAGUCUACCAAAACAUUUUCAUGGUAAUGAACCUUGCUUUAUUUGUUCAAGCAGUUCCUAAACUAGUUCAGCAAUUCAGUUCAAACUAGUUGAACUGACCAGAGUCCCAUUGAAGCAAUAUCUUGUGUUUAGAUGAUACCAAAUUCUAAAUUGUUCUCUAAAUAAAUUGGUGCUUCAGAACAAAUUUAGUAAUGUGAAUCUAAGUGGACCAGAUUGACCUGACACUCUAGAAAAGAUAUGGGAAAAUGAACUCUUAAGUUUCAGAAAUCCCUUAAUAAAUGUGGGUGUUUGCAGGAAAACUGUCUAUUUCCUUCAUAUCAGCUAAAGCUAAACAGUGGGAUUUAUACGAGAUAAGCCCCCUGAAAACAGGAGAGAGAGAGAGGGAGAGAGAGAGAGAGAAGCCUCCUGAAAACUAUAUUUUCCUCAUGGGACUAAGUUUGGAGAAGAGAUUAUCGAUCUUUUCUCAUGCUGGACAGCGACAUUUCAUUGCUUCCUGCAAGUUCCUGCAUGAAAUGAAACUGGUGACUUCCACUCUCUCACAAACAUGCAGUUUUGCUUGCUUAGUCACCUGAAUAUCAAACGUCAUCUGAGAACUAAAAUCAAAUUUCCUCAGCUGUAACUAAUGCUAUUCCAACUUGUCAAGCUCAGAAACCAAAUCUGAUGGCACAUACAUCUCCUUCCCUCCCCAUUUUAAGGAAACAUUUAAGAAUAAUAACUUCCGUUUCUUAAAUAUUUGUCACAUGUUGUUUACAUUUCCUAACUCCUAUACUUAGCGUCAUUAGAGUAAACCUGUUCAUCUUUUCUGUUUGCUGUUCGGGAGAUAGAAUAAUACCCAUCCAGCGUUUUGCUACUCAGUUGUUUAAGAGAUAAUUUGAUGUGUCUCACCAUCCUCCUCUUUUCGAAGUGCUCCGAGGCAGAAAUGAGUAAUAGUCUCAAAUUAUUAUAGGAAUAACAACACAGAAGAUUUUAUCCCUUCUUAAAGGCCUUGCUGGUAAGGCUGCAAAUUAGCAUUCUGCUGCCUACAAGUUUAGAUCUAUAGAUCACGAGCAUUUCUGCGACUCAUCUUAGAAUGGAAUUGCUCAUUCCUAGCAAGCCAUUAGGUAUAUUACUUUGGCUACAGUAGGCAGACGUGGCUCCUUUGUUCCAGGUGCAGGUUCCAAUAGGCUUCUCUUCCUUUAGGAUGGAGAGCUGCUGAAGCAUGAAGCUUCUGCUUUUAUCUGCAGUUCUGUCACAUUACCCUUCCUUCUUCAGAAAAAAAUAAAACUUGCCUUUUCUUAAAGCUGUAGUGAGAGACUCUGUGUAACCAUCCGUCAUGCUCUGGUGCCCUAGUGGGUAUGGCUGCUGCAGCGUCAAAGGUAGUGUUCAAAUGGAUUAGGACUGUGCAAGAUGAGGAGGCCGGGCAUUCACUCGAAAUCUAUGCUUCAUCCCUCUUUGGUCCAUUCUCUCUUGACCGAGUGUAUUUAAAGAAUAAACCUAUUUAGAAAAUGAUGUGUAUGCUGCAGUCUGCCGAGACAGGCUUUCAACAAAAAGUUUACAGCCAGCAGCAUCACUAGACCCUGUUAAAUAAAGCAAUUACUAUGGAUUUGCUUUUGUUGUGGUGUUGAGAGUAAAUAGGUGUGCAUUUUGCUAGGUCUGGUGUGUUUGAGUAGGUGUCCGCAUGCUGAUGUGCUUUUGCAACUUGAUCAGCGGGAGUUACUAUAAUGAAAGAAUCCAGUUAGCAGGUGGGAAAAAAUAGCAGUGUUCCUUUUAAAGUUGCUAAGCCAUUCAUGUAUUCCUAGAUGUGAAAGUAUGCAAUUCUGCAGUUUGUUCCUCUGGAAGCUGGUACAUUAGCACACGGCUGCAAGUAAGACUAGCAGGCGUAAGUGAUUUGAUAAAUUAUGCACAAGUAGCAAGAAUUGUGGCAUUUGCAGAGCUUCUCCAUCACCCCUUUCCCCAAGCACAGAAAGGGCAUUUGAAUGAAAGCAAGGAGUAGAUGCAUUUGCAGCUGGCAUGGAACAUAAUUUCUUUUAGGACUUGGUCUGGUCUGGAUAAAAGUAAUAGCUUACAUUGAGAACUUGGGAGUCCUGCAAAUAUUAGGAAGUGAUAGGCCACAGUGAUAGAUCUGGAUGUUGUAAGAGUGAGAGAGGUCAACAUCUUUCAGCUGAAAGUGGGGAAGUGGAGGCAGGAAACUGCAAGCUAAGUGUCAACAAGUAAACUGUGACAAGCUUACCCUGCCAGAUAAAAUCUUGGUUUAGGGCAACCAGCAAAAAGUCAUUCAUUUUCCCAGGUUAUGUUCUCCAUGCAGAAGAAAAACUGAAAUCUAGCCUGGAUAAAUGAUCAGAUUUGCCUGUCUGCAAAUUUUGCAUAAUUCUGCUCAUCAUAGAGGAGGGUAAAGAAACUGUGCAAGGUGUUAAAUCUCUGCCCCCUGGUGAGUGAAAAAACUGCUGAGUCUCCAUUUAGUUUAAAAGAUCUCACCAGAGAUUGACUGAGAACUUCAAUUUUGGUAUAAGGGCUAAAAGCUUGCUUUCAAACCAAAAGGUUGCAUUUGGUAAAAGUGCAAUUAUUCUGAGGUUAUGAGCUGGUUUAUGAGACCUCCUUUUUCUGUAUUUACUACAAAACUAUCUACAACAAUUAACACUCCAUUUCAGUAAUGAUCCUUCUGACACUGGCAGCUACCAGAUUCUACUGAUCUGUUAAAACUGCUUCCUUCUUUAUAAGUGUUCUGCUGCUCUUUUCUGUUUCCUUUUCCUCCUGUGGUACAUCUGCCCAAGUGCUGCAUUUAAAACUGCUCAGAUUUCAUGUGGCUCUCAAAUCACAGUUCAGCUGAUGUGUGUGCACACUUCUUGACUUUUGGGUGUAUUAUAGCAGUGAAGAAAGUCUGCCUUUAAUUGUUCUUUUGCAUGUCAUAUACUGUGCAAACACAAUCCAGUUUGGAAAUGGCAAGUUCUAUAAAGGAGGAGAGGAGACAAACUUUUACAAAUAGUAUGUGUCGUCUUACUGGCUUCAUUGUGAAUUGAUAAAAUAUUGCAACCCUAAUCAGAGUACCAUUUUCACCCUUUCAACAACUUGUAAAGUUGGUCAUUUCAAUAGUGUGCCCACUGAAUGGGACUAUGCGUUGCUUUUCUCAAAGACACAUUGUGAGCAGCAGUUGACACUGUCUGCGAUACGUUUCUGGAGCCUGUUGUUUGGUGGGCAUAAUUAGUGACUGUCUGAUAAUGUCUGUGUAAAACCACCUUUAAUGAAAUUUAAAACAAAUGUGGACAUUCUCUACCAUCAGCGAAGGCAAUAUAUUUUAAGUAACGUUUAUGUUGCUUUUCGAACUCAAAAGUGGCUCACAAUCAGACUGCAACAGAACCCUAUUUCAUGGAAUGAGAUGUUCACGGCCAUCAGUAUAGAACGGUGUCCUAGCAUAUGACAGGACUUGAAAUACAUGCCUUCCUGGAUAACCUUAUCCUGCUGUUCCUUGAAUACAUCCCAGAGAAAGCACUUCUUAGUACUUCAUUGGGUAAUUUCUCACUGUAAAGCAGCGGACGUGAUGGAUGGAGUGUUACAGUCAACACAGCAAAUGCACUGGCAGAUAGCCACUGGAGCAAACAGUUCAGGAGCUAUGCUAGUGUAGUGCCAAAAAAAUCUUUAUCUUUCAAAUUGCUCCCCCAGCAGGGAGGUGAAGUGUUUAAAGCUUUAGACUUCCUUUUGGAUGGAAAGUUCAGGGCGAUAGGUUGGGUUACGUUUCAUCAGAUGCAGGGGCUAUACAAAACAGUAUUAGUGCUUCUGGAGACUCCGUUCCCGAAUUACUAAAUGUGUAACGUACCUUGUUUGUGGCAUGCAUGUAGUACGAGUGAACUUGGGUUGCAAGCAAUUUGCCCUCCUCACAAGAUGCAGUUAAAAACUGACGACCUGCAAGUCCACAUGACCCUGAGAGACCCUUAAUUGCUAAUCCUGUGUGGUCUCACUCACUGCUCUGUAGCCUUAACUCAUAUGCAGUGUACUGAAGACCCAGUAGCUCAGAGGCGAGAUGCAAAAGAUAGGUCAGCUGUGUGUGCGCUGUAUCGGGCUUCCAGAAGAGUAAAGCAGUAUGAGGGAGCUACAUUGCUUCCUUACUUUUCCCAAGUCUAUGUGAAGAAGUGGGGGGAAGCUUUUCUUCUUGCUAAGAUUCUGGAACUAAAGGAAGUGCUCAUGAUCUUAUCUCACUCCAUGCUGAGCUUUUGUAAGAAGCCCAAAGCAACAUGAAUGUCUCUUGCUGCACCUGCCUUCAACAAAGACCUGAAAGUUAGGGGCAGUCUUUCCUCCCCACAUUCCAAGCCCUGCAUUCUCUGCAGUUAGAGGUGUUUGGCAAGAUAACAUUUUUUUCAGCGCAGUCCUGUCCCACUGUUCUUUAUAAGUACACCUUGUGUGAAAGGAAUUGAGGCCUGGAGAUUGAGCUUUGGAUAUAGCCUUGAGGCUUUUCUUCAUUGGCUUGUAAGAGGUCUGUACUAUCCCAGGCUAGUGUUUUUAAAGCUUGGAAGCUACUUGGGGUGCUCACCUCUUCAUUUUCAACUCAACACUUGACCUAGCAUAUGUUUUCUGUACUUAUAAUUAAUGCCACUAUUUUGCCAUUUUGGUAAAUAAUCCAUUUAAAUUGCACUAAGACAUGUUUGAAGCAGAAAGCAUCGUGGGGGGAACAUGGUGCUUUUCUAAAAGCAGCUUUUGCACAAUUAUUUUACACUGCAGAUAGUUUUGUUGUUUUUUUAAAAAAACCAACGCUGCAGCUUUUAAGGGGCAACAUUCACCCGUUUCUGUAUUUGCAGAUUAUUACCUAGAGCUCUCUGAAUAAGGUCACAGCUUUGUAGUUUGUUAAAAUGGAAGCUUUAUGAAUGAAAUCUGAGGAAUGAGUCAUGCCUUGAAAGAGACUUCGCUAGUAAUUGGAAUGCAAGCCCACUCACCCUGUGUUUGUGUUGCUUAUUUUUGUCAUUGCUGCGGCGGAGGUGGUGUGGGCACCAGACUGAAUACAAACCUCCCAUUGAACCUGUUUUUCUCGCAAGAUAGAAAUCGUACAAGUCUAAGCAUUAAUGGGAUUCCUGACUGCUUGCUUAUUUAUAGUGCUCCAUCCAAGUCCUGUUACUCAAUAGUUGCAGAUUAUUCACUCAUCAAUCUCUUUUUCAAAAGAGCAGUUGGAAUAGUUGUGACAUAAGCUGUCCUGCUCUGCUUCUUCCUAUUUUCCAACACAUCUUCCUGCAUCCUGCAGGUGUCUUUGUUGUGCAAUUGGUUAGUGUAUUUUUUAGCUACUAGUCAGAAGGUUGAUGGUUCAAGUCCACCUUGGCCGUGGUUUUCUUUCAUUUCAUUCUGUUACCCAUUAUAAUGAUCCCUCAUUUUAUGUGGUUAGACUUUGUGGGGGAGGGAAGGAGUACAGCUUCAUCAUACAUGUGGCCAACUAGGCAAGGAGAUGGAGCAAUUAGGCACUAAGAAAUAAAAGCACUGCAAGUUCAGCAAUUUAAAGUGCCUGAUUCUCCCCACCUCCUGUCACUUGCAUUAUUCGUGUGCUGGAGGCAAAUUACUCCUCUAUGAAGCCCCAACUGCCCAAGAAGCAGAGCAAGCCACCAUGGUACUGAUGGCUCCUUCACCUUUUCAAAGCAGAUCCUCAAGAAGCAGUCCUUGAUUUUGCUUUUUCAAGAAUCUUGCCACAACCACCUCCACCCCUUUUCUUUCUCGUCUGUAUCUUCCUUCUGCUCUAGGCACUUGAAGGGUGUCCAUUUUGCGCAAGAGGGCUCUUGUUUUGCCUCAGUUGCUUUUCACUCAGGUCAAGCAGACUAUAUAUAAAAAACACACAUAUAAAAAAAGUUCUGAAAAUGCUUUGUUUUAAAAAGUGUUUUAAAAAAUACAUUGAAUUUUCUAUAAGGCUCACUGUUGCCAUCUAGUUUCACAUUGUAUAUUGCACUUAAAACACACUUAAAACCUUUUAUUUGCAGCUGUAUAGCUGAGUCCUAAGAAUGUAAUCUUAGCCAUAACUGCAUUGCCAUUUGAUUCCGUGGGACUUAUUCCCAGGUAAAUAGACAGCAUUCAUGGCCCUGUGAAGUGUUGAAUUCAGUAUUCGCGCUUAGAUAUAACUGUAAAGUUUUCAUUGGCAUUUUAUGUGAUUUGAGCUUCAAUAUUAUAUAUAUACACACACACACACAGAGAGCGUUCAAAUGCACCACUUACACUGUACUUUAAAAGCAUCUAUUCACCAGCAGAAAAACCCCCAAAACAUCUGGUAGAGUGUUUGUUUUGGAAAAUGCAGCUGGCUAGAUGAAGAUAGACUCAACACUUUUAUAACAUGGCACACUUAAAUAUUUAUUAACUUUCCAAUAUCUGCUGGACACAUUUUGUUUCUAAACUGGCUGUAAGUGAUGGCUACUAUUUUGGUACCCUGUUUCUGAUGAAUUUUUUACAAUAAUACACAUGUCAUGCAACAACAGUACUCGUUUUAAACAGAAGAGUUAAGUGCAAGCUGCAGAACAGUAUAGUGCAGUCUUUAUGCUAUGCUGGUCAGCCACUGGUUUCUUUUCACGAAGCAAAACCUGUUCCAUUUGCAGAUAAGGUGUAUGGUAUUAAGGGGCUGGCACAAAUGUUCCUAGUGUUGCAGAGCGGGGAGUUAACUUUUAAUGAAAGGAGUUCUUACAUUGGCAGCCAUUACUUCACUAAUGCCCAAAUCUUUGUUGUUUAGUUGUUGCGUCACCUACGCUGCCUGUAGAAAGCAAUGAUUGGAAAUCAUUACUUUUAAGAAGUGUGAUUGAAGUCUAGAAGAACCAGCUGUUAGAAGGGUUUGCACCCAUUGGUUUGCCUGCAGUAGUAUAUUCCUGGACAGAGAGAGCCUGGCCCCAGUGACCCAUGCACUGAUAACCUCUCAGUUGGCUAAGCCAACUUGGCUAACUGUAUUGUGUACAGUGUGGAGCUGCGUCUGAAGGUGGUAUGGAAGCUUUUGUUAGUGCAGAAUGCUGUAGCUAAAGUGGCUCAGCACUGACUACCAAUAUAUCCCCCUUUAUCAGCCUGCCUGUAUGCUAAGAUCAACAGCAGAGACCUUUCUUGGUUCCCCACCAUUAUUGUGAGAUACAUUAUGCGUAGAGUUGUCAUAUUUCUGAAGUUCUUGAGCUUUUUUCCCAUGAAUUUGUUGAGCUUUUUUCAGUUUUGCAGAAAGUUGUUGACCUCUUUUUGCAGAAUCUCAAAAAAUAAUAUAAGUUUAACGGAAUUCACCAAAAUCUACACUUCUGACCAUGGGUUGCCAUGCGUCGGGAUUUUCCCGGACAUUCUAGCGAUUUUCGCCCAGACCCUAUUUCCAAAAACUGAAUCCUGGCUAUGAUCAGGAAAUUCCAGAGAUUUGCCAACCCUAACUAUGUCGUGACUUGGAAGAGGCUUUCAUUGCAGUGCUGCCCUGUUUGGAAUUUCCUUCUUCUCAAGAUAUGGCUGGUGCCAUCCCUUCUUGUGUUUUCUUGUUAGCUGAAGCCAAAGAUGUCUGCUCAAUAGUUUGCAGGAUGUUUUUCCUGUAUCUACUGAUGGUGUCACUAUAACUGCUCUUGUUUUGUGGUGGUAUUGUUCUGAUUGGUCCUAUUGUGAAUUUAUUGUUCCCAUCUUAGUAUCGUUUAUGAUGAAGGGCGAGCAAGAAAUAUGUUAAAGUAAGUUGAAUUUCAACUCCAUAGCUUGGUUUAGAAACCUAAAGAGUUCUGUAACUAUUUACAGUGGUACCUUGGGUUACAGAUACUUCAGGUUACAGAUGCUUCAGGUUACAGACGCUUCAGGUUACAGACUCCGCUAACCCAGAAAUAGUACCUCAGGUUAAGAACUUUUCUUCAGGAUGAGAACAGAAAUCGUGCGGCGGCAGCAGGGGGCCCCAUUAGCUAAAGUGGUACCUCAGGUUAAGAACAGUUUCAGGUUAAGAACGGACCUCCAGAACGAAUUAAGUUCUUAACCUUAGGUACCACUGUAUUUCUUAACACUGGUUGAUAAAACGUUUCCUAGUUUCUAUAAUGGUGCAUUGAAGGGUUGAGAAUGUCUUUUCCUGCGCAUUUAUAAUCUCAGAAUAUGGUGCAUACAGGGUGCAAUCUCACACCUGCCCAAGGUGAGAUCUGAAGGCAAUCAUCUUCUUGAAGCAAAGAGGGUCUAGGUCUGAUCAGGGACACCAGCUGGGAACCAGAUACGUACCACCUCUGGUUCCAUGAUGGCAGAAAGAUGGGGUGUAAAUUUAAGAUAAAAGUCCUCUCUUACCUCCUGAACAACACAUAUGUAUAUGACAUUUCCAAAGCUUUGAAUCCUCCUGCACCCUCAUCCUCCCAAAAGGGAUGGAAAAACUGCAUGUAUCAACAGCAUUUUGUGUAUAUCCAGUUCAUAUAGUGGCCUUAUUUCAAUUAUGCCAUGUGCACAUGUGAAAUGGUCAGAUUUCCAUACUAGCUGACACUCAGCUGUGCAAUGGAUUUCUUGCAAAAAUUAUGUUGUGGGAGCUUUGGAAGGUGAAAUGAUCUGUCUGUCUCUCAUUUGAAAAGGAAACUGUCAGAAUGUAAACUAUUUAAUGCUCGCUGUUGGUUUAUGUGAUAAUUUAAAGAAUCAUAGGGUUUCUGUUUGUUUUUAUAAUCUUAUUUUUACUAAUUCUAGCUAAUGUGUAACAUUUCCAAAUGUGUUUAAGCCAUUAAUUAUUUUAAUUUAAACGUUUAUACUUUCUCCACAGCCUCUCUUGAGCAAAACAUUAUUAUUUAUUUAUGCACAAAACUUUCUGCAUUUAGAACUGGGAAUGCAAAUACUGACAUGAGAAACCAGAAGUACCCAACUUAAGAAGUCCAAUUUACUGACCACUGUGUUUAUUCAACAGUUGUGUAACGUGUUGUGUUUUGUCAGAGUAAUAUAUGGCCUAUAAGGGCACAACCUCCUGUGACUGGAUAUACUUUUUACCACUGGGGGGACAAAUUAUUCAGUGUAGCACAAUAGUUUUGGCAGUGGUCCAGGUUGAAUGUACUGACUUACAGUCAGUUGUCAUAUUUCUAUUUCUGGUUUGGCAGUUUAAUAAUUUGUUUUUCUGCGGCUGCUCAUGGUGCUAAAUGUGGCACAUCACAGAAGGAUCAAAGAGGAGCAAAAUCCUGCUGGCUGAGCCAAGAAGCCACUGCUAGAUUAAUAUUUUUAAAAGUUAACAAUAAAUAUCGCUAAUUGCAGUGCUUUUCAAAAAUAGAUAGAUGAUAGAUAGAUAGAUAGAUAGAUAGAUGACAGAUAUAGAUAUAAAUGCAUUGCCAACUAUUAGUCUGCCAAUGUUCCUAGCCUCAUAUUAGAACUUCUCCCUCAGAUAGAAGCUGGACGGGAGUUACCGUAUUUUUCGCUUUAUAAGACGCACCAGACCAUAAGACGCACCUAGUUUUUGGAGGAGGAAAGCAAGAAAAAAAAUAUUCUGAAUCUCUGAAGCCAGAACAACAAGAGGGAUCGCUGCGCAGCAAAAGCAGCGAUCCCUCUUGCUGUUCUGGCUUCUGGGAUAGCUGCGCAGCCUGCAUUCGCUCCAUAAGACGCACACACAUUUCCCCUUACUUUUUAGGAGGGAAAAAGUGAGUCUUAUAGAGCAAAAAAUACGGUACUUCUGAAACUUGUGGUUGGAAAGAGUCUAUCAUAAAUCCUAAAAAGUGCACAUCAAAUUUCUAGUGACACUUCAAGACAGAGCUGUGCUCAAUAUUUUAUGGAUUUGAUUUACAGAUGGCAAGGGCACAUUUCAGUGGAGUAUAUUUUUUCCCCUAAAACAAAUAAAUAAAUGAAAUUAAUAUCCAGGUUUUGGGGGGAUCAUUUGGGACCGUGUUUCUUAUGUUUGCAGCAUUUUGCUCCCACAGUAGAGAAAUGAGGAAGAGGCUGUGACUGAAAGCGAUAGCUAAAGCAGCAAAGUUAGUUUUCGGUUGAAAUUUAAGGAUUAUUCUUUCCCCUUAAACAUGGUAACUUUGUAAGCAUUUUUCAAAAGGAUAAACUGAAAGGAGAUGAGGAGAAACUGUAGCUAUGUUACAGUCUAGGAUAAUAGUCAUCUCUGUUUUUAUAUAUGCCCCCAAAGCAUCCUGUUAUUAAUCGGUCAGUUUUAUUGUUUAGCCAUAGGCUGUUACACAGCUUUCUGUUAUGAAACCUUUAAAAGCCUUCAGGUUAUAUGAGGACUGAGGAGUGAGACAGUUUUUUUUACAGUGAAGUGCAUUCACAGAAACCUUCCUGCACCGAGGAGCCUAUCUUACGAGAAUCACGAUGUACCAAUUUCUCCUAAAAUCUAAUUAUAUUAAUCCUCUGUGGAAAUACAAGCUUAAAAUAGAAAGUUUCAGGCUCUUUAAAUUCCUUUUUUGGGAUAUAGAGGUUCCUAAGAUUGGGAUGGGUCACUAAAAUACUAUGCUGGCAUCUCUAACGAAGCUAGAUUUUUUUGUUUUGUGGUUGAUAUCUGACCUGCUAUGCACCUUUAUUUUCAUUAGAUGGAAUGGAAAUCUUGAUAGCAACAAGUUGUCUUUGUUUCGAUCGUCAUGUGCUAAGAGGUGGGGAAUAUGGAAAGGUCAGUUAUUUAGAGACACGGACUGUGAGAAGGCUACCAAAUCCAAAAGACUUUUAGAGGUCAGAGUUUCUAAUGACAUGGAGUAACGAGAGAAUGGGUUGGCUAAUUGUUAGUGUAUGGAAAUUUAAUAGGGUUUUAUGAAUUUUCCUAUUGGCCCAGUAAGGAAGGAGAACUAUAACAAAGUUAUAGUUUCAAAUAAGAUACAUAUUUGUUCUGCUCCAUAGUCACUUGUAAAUUCUUCCUCUGCACCCAGCCUUGAUAUGUAAGCAAAUUUGCUGGCCCAGGGAAAUCUUUUUCCUCCUUACCUCUUUCCCCCACCCCUCCUCAGUUUUUCUCAAAUGUCUUUUUGUUGUUGUUGCCUUUUAUGGGAAAUGAUUCAUUUUUAUUUAUUUUUAAUAACACAUUCUUCCACAUUUUCUUCAGUUGAUUUUUUUAAUAAGAGCAGCCUUUUGUCCAGGCUUAUCUCUUUCCUUAGCUUCUUGUAUAUUUAUUAUACGGAGGAAAUACUAGAAGAAUGCACCUGACUCUUGUAAUUCAGGGGAGGGCUAGCAAUAUUGCUCAGAUGUUAACAUGUUAGAGGAUUUCUGUAGGGGACCGUAGCAAAUAUAGCAAGGACGUCUUCUCCUUCCAUGCAUGAAAGAUGUUUGUCCCUCAUUAACAACACCUGACCAAACAGCUGCAAGCCCAGCUAUGUCUCACUUCAAUAUUUUACGACUUGGUUUAUCCUGAUGAGUUUGUCAGGGGAUAUACAUAUUUCUAAAAUGCCCUAUUGUUGGGGAUUUUUUUUUGUUAUAAAAUGCCAAUCUGCCCACUCUAGUUUUUGAGUGAUUUAGCGAAGGGAGACAAACUACCCUGCCUUUUGGAAAGUUAGUACACACGAUUACCAAGCUGGCCAGGAGCCAUCAUUUAAUGUGGGCACAUUAAAAUUCUAACAAUCUGCAGUGCUGCUUGAGCAAAAAGGAUUGUAUUCCUGACAGAGUCUACUGCUCUUCUGCUUCUCACAGAGGUCAAGGCUUUGAGAAGAUCCCAGGGGCUUCUUUCUUUUCCUUUACGUCUGGAAACAUAAUGAAGAAGAUUGCUUCCAAUAUAACACUUUUUGGUUUCAGUUCAGUGGCAGGCAGUGGUUAUACUGUGGUUUCGUGCUCCAAGACAAAGGACCGAGUUAAUUCUCCCCACAUUCAUGAUGUCAUGAGAGAUAGUACCAGUUUGAGAAACUGAAUGCUUUCCAUUGCCCUUUAGGACAAAGAUCACACGUUAGAACGCGCAAACAUUUGUCUGCGGUGAACUCAAAUGUUAUCUGGAGAGAGCUUAUAUGUGUCUGUGCAUCACAUAAGAAGGCAUGCACAUGCUUUUGGAGUUAAGAGAUUGUUUGUCCAGUGGGAAACUGAGUGAAACAUAAUACAGUGGUACCUCGGGUUAAGAACUUAAUUCGUUCUGGGGGUCUGUUCAUAACCUGAAACUGUUCUUAACCUGAGGUACAACUUUAGCUAAUGGGGCCUGCCACUACCGUCACAUGAUUUCUGUUCUCAUCCUGAAGCAAAGUUCUUAACCCAAGGUACUAUUUCUGGGUUAGCGGCGUCUGUAACCUGAAGCGUCUGUAACCUGAAGCGUCUGUAACCUGAAGCAUCUGUAACCCGAGGUACCACUGUAAAAGCUUUCAGAAGCAGGCUGCAGAACCUUUUCCAACAUUCCUUUUUCUCAUUCCCUUCUCACCAACCUUUCUGGGGCCAUGUGCCAGAGGUGGGUUCUUCCUGCCUAAGUGCAGAACCUUACAUUUGUCCCUGUUGAAAUUAAAUUUUAUUAAUUUGGGCUUAGUUCUCCAAUCUGUUAAGGUCAUCUUGAAUCCGGAUUCUGUCUUCUGCGGCAUUAACUAUCCCUCCAAGUUUGGUGUCAUCUGCAAAUUUGAUGAGCAUCCUCAUAAUUCCUUGUAAACGACUUGAAUAACAACAGGCCCAGGACAGAACCCUGUGGCACCCCACUUGGCACUUUCCCCCAGAAUGUUGAGGAAUCAUUAAUGAGCACUCUUUGGGUUCAGUCAGUCAACCAGCUACAGUGGAACAGUCUUCCUCAGGAGGUUUUUAAGCAGAGUUGAGAUUCCUGCAUUGCAGGGGGUUGGACUAGAUGACCCUUAGGUUCCCUUCCAGCUCUACAAUUCUAUGAUUCUAUAAAACAGUCUUCUCACCUCACAUGUGGCAUCAAUUUCAGCUGAGUUUCUGUUAUUUUGGUUUUGAAGAAGCCUCAAGCAUUCUGGAGAGAUUUGACCCUCUUGACUUUUCCAUCUCAACUUCCUUUUUACCAAUUCCCUCAUUCUGGGGAAGUUUCAUUUUUUUGAAGUUAAAUUCCACUUCUAUGACAAACUAUGAAAGUGAUUGACAGUGCCUAUAACUAUGCGCAUGGACAUCCCAGUUGUACAAAGGCUUUCCUGUCUGACAUAAAAAUGAAUUGGUCCUUGGAUUGUUUGAUUAUAUCAGGUAGGACAUAUUUUUUCAGCCAGAAAUAAGCUUGCCAAUUCUAAACUGGCAAGAAGUAUGCUCCCAAAACCAAACAGCACACCCUGCAAAUAUGCACACCCGUUACUCCUCCUUCUGCUCUCUGUCAGCACUAGUGUGGGUUGUGACUUACCAAAGUCACAACACACCCAAAUACCUACUGAAAACAGAUCUUUCAUUAAAUGAAAACUUUGAUUAUCUUUUUCCAACCUCUGCUUGUGUGCAGCUACUUAAAUAUUUAUAGUAGACAAGGGUUUAGCUUGUUUCUUAGUGGCAAAGAUGGACACACUUGAACAUGCUCGGUAAAAUCAUGCAAAAUGAUUUUUGCAAGCAAGAAUUCUGUGAAUUAGGAUUGUGUUUAAUUGGGCAGAAGAUUUUCAAAUACAAAAAUUAUUUUAAGGUCAUGGCUUAUAGCUAAAAUCACGUGUUUUUAUUCUACAUUUCCUUGAGUUUGCUCUUUGGCAUUAAAACAUUGCCAAAUAUAAAAACGCUGUUAAAGGCAUGAGUAUAAAAGGAUGCUGAGUUCUAUUAAAGUGUUGUAGUAAUGCUUUUAUCAUGCCUUCUAUAGUUACUAAAAUUAUUUCCAUGACUCACCAGGUAUUCUGGGCUGUAGUUCAAGAAUAACUGAGUUUGGUCAAAUAGUUCAAUAAAAUUCUAGUGCCUUCAAUCAAAGACAAAAGCUUGUUUCUCCAUUGACAAAAGAGUAUAUCUUGAUAUCCUCACACCAUGUGUUCACUAAAAAGGUAAAGGUAAAGGUAAAGGACCCCUGGAUGGUUAAGUCCAAUCAAAGGCGACUAUGAGGUUGCAGUGGUCAUCUUGCUUCAGGCUGAGCAUGACUAAACUGCUUCUGGUGCAAUGGAACACCGUGACAGAAACCAGAGUGCACAGAAAUGCUGUUCAACUUCCUACCACAGCGAUACCUAUUUAUUUACUUGCACCAGUGCUUUCAAACUUCUAGGUUGGUGGGAGCUGGGACAGAGCAAUGGGAGCUCACCCUGUCUUGGGGAUCUGAACUGACAGCCUUCCGAUCGGCAAGCCCAAGAGGCUCAGUGGUUUAGACCACAGCUCCACCUGCUCCCCUUUGUGUUCACUAUAUAGCACAUCUAAAACUUGUGUUAGUCAGUAAAAUUUUGUUUAGGCUUUCGUCAGAAUAUUUUUUAUUGGUGAGCUUUUGCAUUGCUCAAGAAACAAACCUUAAGCCUAAAAGUAUUGCAUGUAGUCAUAACACAGCUUUAGGGUGAAGUCCCAUACCUAUACCAGAAAGUAAGUACCACUGGGGCUGAUUUCUGAAUAAUCAUGUACACGUGUUAGUACAGCUGGCAUGUUUUACUCCAAAAAAGUGCUUUAUUUUGUAUCUAUUUGGUGUAUUCUACACAAUAUGAAAAAAAAAAUUGUUUGGCAUAAUGGUUGGCCCUAACCUGGGGAGAGCAGGAUUUGAAUCCCCACUCAGCCAUGAAGCUUACUGGGUGACCUUGGGCCAGUCACCAUCUCUUAGCCUCACCUACCUCACAGGGUUGUGGUGAGGGUGAAAUGGGGAAGAAGGGAACCAUGUACACCACUUUGAGACCCUUGGUAGAUAAAAGUGGUAUACAGAUGUAAGAAAAAUGAAUGAACAAACAAACAAAGACACAAAUGAAUGAAUGUGCUGGCUUUCAAGUCUUUCCUUGCCAACCUUGCUUUUUAAAACCCUUUCAUUACCUUGAUUGGGAAUAUUGGGAAUUGGGAAUAAGUGUGCUUAAAGGGUUUAAUGAAGGGAUGGGGUGGGGAACGUUGUUGGACUCCAACUCUCAUCUGGCCCAGCCGACAUGGUCAGUAGCUUAUGGAAGUUGUAGUCCACUGACCUCUGGAGGGCCGCAGAUUCACCACCCUUGUUUAAUGAAUGAACAGUGCACAAUGCCACAAUCUAAACUCAUAUAAGCAUGAGUCAAUGAGGCAUGAAAUAGGUUUGUGAUUAAUUAUGAUUUAAAAUAAAUGUGUUUCACUUUGAAAAGUUUGAAUGACCUGCCUUAUAUCACUGUAUAUACCAUGAUGUUUGUUUGUUUUUAAAUAAAAUGGUGCCUAAAGAGCUGCAGAACUGGAAAGGAUAUUUGCUGUUGUGGUUAAGAAUGAAUAUAGCUUGUGUGUGGUGGGGCAGAAAAAAGGUGAAUGAACAAACAGAUCAUGUAUUGAUUGAAAGUGGAUAUGGAGAAAAAUAUAUGAAUGUAUAUUUCUGCAUGUGCAUGGUUGGGUAAGUUAAGGCUGAUGUUAAAUGAAUGGCUAAAAAGAAGAUGUCAUAGAAGCAUAGAACUUUACACCUCUCCUGUAAUUUAUCCCCCCCCCCCCGGAGAUGAUUUCCCCCUAAAAUCAUUGAAGACUGUGUAUUUUGUUGACUUGCUGUGUACACCCACACACCCACACACCCACACACCCACACACCCACACACACACCGCCCUAUACCCACAGGUCUCAGGGCAGUUCACAGAAUAAAAUCAAAAUAUAAAACCACAAAAUAUAUAAUCAAAAUAAAAACAACAACCCAAUUUUCUAGUACAGUCAUACCUCGAGUUGAAUGUGCUUCGGGUUGAGCGCAUCUCGAGUUGCGUUACUUCCGGGUUUCGCCGCUCGCACAUGUGCAGAUGCUAAAAAUGAUGUCACACGCAUGUGCGGAAGCGGCGAAACAUGACCUGUGUGUGUGUGCAGACGCGUCAUCGCGUCUUGCGUUCCAUACGGGAUGCGACUGGGGCUCUGGAACAGAUCCUGUUCGCAUCCUGAGGUACCACUGUAUCUCUUUUGAGUCACCUUAGCCUCUCAGUCCCCCUUUCUCUGUACUCAUGUGUUGAAAUGUUUUCUCUCAUGAUCCUCAUUAUCUGCAUAAGGCUAUUUUUUAGCUCAAGAAAAGGAUGCAAAAACAGAAUCAUAGAGCUGAAAGGGACUUCACUUCAAAAGUCAUCUUCUGACUGAUGCAGGAAACCUGCUGCUAAAGAAUCCCUGGUGGGUAACUAUCCAGCCUCUGUUUAAAAAAAACUUAAAGGAGAGUCCACUACCUUUUGAGGCAGUCUGAACAUCUUGUGUCAUCAGAAGUCCUUAUUUGAAAUUCCUUUUCUUGUCAUUUGAAACCAUUGAUUUUGAUCCCACCCUCUACCUCUGGAGAAAAAGAAAAUAAAUUUGCUCCAUCAUCUAUGUGUCACCUCCUAUUUGAAUAGGAGUAUCAAACUGCCUCUUAAUUGUCUUACCUAAUUCCUUCAACCUUUCCUCAUAGGACUUGGUCUUUCUCACUCUCCCAUGGGCACAUUCCUUAAACUGCAGUACCCAGAAUGGGGGAAGUUACUGCCGAUGAGGUCUGACCAAAGAGAAUAAAGUAGUACCGUUACUGUCUGAUAUUUGAAUUCUUCUGUUCAUGAAGCCUAGAAUAGCACUAGCCUUUUUAGCUUCUGAAUUCCACUGCUGGCAAGAGAACUAAAAUCAGAUAGGUAAAGGUCUUUUGUAUAUUGGCCAUGGGACCAACAAAUCACUCUCCCUGUUAUUAUUGUAACUAAAUUAUAACAUAAAGAAGUAUAUAUCAGAGUAUGCCUCUGUAUCAAUAAUAAUUUCUAUGAUACCUUACAGACUAAACUCCUUUAUCACAUAUGCUACUUUUUCCAGAUGACUUUUUUUGGUCAGUUUUCACAUUUCUAAGUACAGUGGUACCUCGGGUUAAGUACUUAAUUUGUUCCUGAGGUCCGUUCUUAACCUGAAACUGUUCUUAACCUGAAGCACCACUUUAGCUAAUGGGGCCUCCUGCUGCUGCCGCGCCACUGGAGCACGAUUUCUGUUCUUAUCCUGAAGCAAAGUUCUUAACCUAAAGCACUAUUUCUGGGUUAGCGGAGUGUGUAACCUGAAGCGUAUGUAACCUGAGGUACCACUGUAUUGCACAUGGAGUUGGUAUGUUUUCUUUUUCAAAAGAGCUGCAGAACAGCAGUGGACACAAUUUUAAGCAGAGAAGUAGCAGGUAGGGUGUGUUUUUAACUUUGUGCAGUGCUUAAAAUUCCUAGGUGCUGUACAAAAAUAAAUAAAACAAGUCCUGCCUACAGGCUUUAUGAACUAGCUUGUCUCUGCUACUCUCAGCUACAACUAUGCAGCAAUUUGGCUAAGUAUGUAGCUCUGGUUUGAUGUUAACAGAAUGUUAGAUUGUUUUGAAGAGAAGCCACACCAGUUCCUCAAUUUGUUUUAGAUUUCAUGGUACUCAGUUCUAAAUUAUAGUGUUGUGCAGGGCAGAAUAAACCCUAAUCAAGCUUGGAAAAGCUGUCAUCUUUUCAUAAGUGCAGAGCCAAUGAAAAACUGCUCACAAUAACACCGCAAGCUGUUUUUUAAAUAAAAACAACAACCCCAAAGCCAAGGCUUGGUUUCUAGGAUAAACAUAACCGGUUAUCACAUCUGUCAAAUGAUGAAUAAAUGACUUCACGUUGGUAUGUGUAGUGUAAGAAGGCAUAAUUUUCUGUCCCAUCCUGUAUUUGUCACAUGCAGCACUGCUUCUGUUCCCCUGCAUCUUCUGUCAAAUACUACGUUAUUUGUCUCCCUGUUUGCUGCAGCUAAAUCACACAAUUACCGGUACAUUGUCAUUAGAUUAUUCCACCCCAUUCAUUUCUAUGCAAUGCAAAUGGUGGGGAUGUAAUCAAUUAAAUAUAGUUUGUGGACCAAACAACAACAGUGAAUACCAGUUGUAUUUGCCGGAACAAUUUAUGUUAAAGACAUGAGGCAAUUAAGCAAACACUGGCAGUUUAUUCUCCUGUUGCUGUUUUUUAUCAGAAUUCUCUGAUGUCCCUAAUAGUGACUUCAACUUCAGGUGUGUUCCUUGCACACAUUGAAAUAGCUUCAGCUCUGUGGCAGCCUGUUGAAAGUCUAGCAUAAUAAAAUAUAUAAUACAUAGUGUGCUGAAAAUACGAGAUUACUGAAAUUGAUUGUUUGUUUUGCAUUGAUGUGUCACCAUGCCACAUCAAUAAAGUCCCCUGGUAUUGAGACUCUUUUAAAGUCUUGCCCGAGUUAAAGAAAGUAUAGUGACUCAGGGCCAAACUGCGCACAACCUGAACAAUGCCAUGCAUGGGUUUCUCCACAAAUUGUUAGACUCUGGGAAGCUUGUUCCAGAUUUGGAUUCUAAUGGGGUUCUUUAAGUACUUUGCUCCCUCUGCUGUCCUGAUUCAGACUGAAAUCCCCACGUGUGCAAUUUCCUUGAAGAAGUUCCUACUGAAAUUACCAUAUUUUUCGCACCAUAGGGCGCACCUAGUUUUUAGACGGGGAAAUCAAUAAAAAAAAUCUUUCCCCCCCCCAGCCCCAAAGAGCAGUGUACAGGCUGCGCACAACCUCUCCCUGCUGGAGGGGUUGUGCGUGGCUAUGGAACAAGCCAAGGCAGCCAGCGGGAUGGAUCCCGCUGGCUGCUUUGGCUUCCUCUUUAGCCCCGCGCAAUCCCUCCCUGCCGGGAGAUGCUGCGCAGGGCUAAAGAAGCCAUAGCCCCAUGCAGCCUCUCCAUGCUGGAGGGGUUGCGCGCGGCUAUGGCACAAGCCUGCAUUCGCUCCAUAGGACGCACACACAUUUCCCCUCAAUUUUUGGAGGGGAAAAACUGCGUCCAAUGGAGUGAAAAAUACGGCAAUGAGAUCUUUGUUUCAGUGCAAAAUGCAGGUGUGAGAGAGAGCUGGAUUCAUAUUGAGACCACAGGUGUGUGCUGGCUACACACACACGGGGGGGGGGGGGAUCAGGAAUGCUCCCCUGCAUGUUGUGGUGGGGAAACUCGGGUAGAACUAUAUAGUUAAGGUCACAUGUAGUUUGGCCUUUGGGUGAGCCAUUAAAUGAGGAGGGGCGGUUGUGUAAAUUGUUGCUCUUAAGUAACAGCAUGCUCCAAAGAGGCAUAAACCUUAUUUUAAAAGGCUAUUUAGUGAGUAGUAGCAGUUAGGGUCAAAAGCACUCCCUAUUAUUUUGUCCUCGUAGUUGUUGAAUAUUUUGAUCAAAUUAUUACACUUGGAGUUCAAUAUAUAAUUUGCAGCCUUUACUGAUGAAAAUUACCACUUACCAAACACCUAUCUUAUACCAAGGAAUAGUUCUCUCUCCAGAGUACUUUGCAAGAAGCUGUGCCAUCAAUAACUGGAAAUUAUGCUACUUACUUUAUAUUAGCACAGUUUGAAUAUUUCAUCUGUUGUUACUUUUCUUCUCAAAUUAAUGGUCUUUUUGGAACAUUUAUUCUGCUGAGCCUGACAUUAAUAUUCUGCACGGUUUUUUUUAAUAAAGCAAACAUAUUGUGCUGUUGGACCACAAGCAGCAUUAGCAAAGAAAUUGCACCAGCCCUUGUGUUUGCAGACCAAAUAGUUUCUGAAGGCUUAUGUAAAGCUGCAAAUAAGGGGAGGCAAAAUGUCUGCCUCCUGCUGGAAUUUGUGCAAGGAAGAAACACAGGUCCCAUAAUAUUCUUGGUGCUCUUUUUCCCUUCCUCUUUCACUAUCAGAGUCUCUUGCUUCCUUCGUUUUUGUGUGUGGCCUUGCCCCCAUCCCCUUUGUGCCACUUGGGUAAUUCACCAGUUCAGAACUUGGCUCCUCCACCAAGCUUUUGGGCAUGUUGCAUCAAACCUACAGAAGGGUAUAUGGUUGCGGGACUGGGCAACUGUGAAAAUUCCACAUCUCCAUGAUAAAGCUUGCUCCCGUGCAGUUCUAGGAGUGUGACGACUACUGUUUCAGGCCCAUCAGGAAAUAGAAAAUGAUUGCAACCAGCAUGUUAAAGCAAAUAGUUGUGUUGUAGCCCUUCACCCAAUGUAGAUCUUCUAUUGUCAUUGCUUGGCAAAAAGGUUUCCUAAAGCUGGUAAUUUGGCAAUUAAAACAAGUGAAGGUUGUGCUAUGUCUAAACCCAUCAGUUUCCCCAGGAGCUAAUAUAUUCAUUGGUAUGUGAAUAUUUUACUCCUUAUUGGAUCCAGUACGUAUUGCCUGGGAACAGAGCAGAGCACCUGUCACAUAGUUCUGAAUUUUCAAAUAUAAAUCCUUCAACUUAAUAUACACUGGAUAUUGAAGCAAAUAUCUAGGACCAUGCUCAUUCUUUAAGCAUACUACGGUUAGUAACUGGAAUGUUCCAAGUUAACUCAUGGUUUCCCUGCACUAGUUCAUUUUCAUAUACAUAAUAAUAAUAAUAAUAAUAAUAAUAAUAUGUUUAAAAUGUUUGGGUAAACAUGGUUAUUUGUAUAAUUAUUUGUAUGUAUCAAGUGUAGUAACUUAGUGAAUCAUUUACAGGGCAGCCUAGAAAACAACCUUAUUUCUUACCCUAGUUCAUGUCAAAGUGCUGAAUUAAGAAGAACACUGUAAUCACUGAAGACAGGGAUGCUCAGUUUUGCACUGGCUCUUUAAUGCUGUCUGAUAAUGUGUGUCUAUGCAUAAGUUUUUGUUUUGUUUUGAAUUAAGUCCAGAUAUAGUGUUUCAGCUGAACUCUUGUUCUUCCUGUUUAGCAGAGGUUCAGGUGCUUUGUGAGCCUUGUAGAGGACUCUCUGUUAUAGGUCAGUUAUGGAAAUGCAGGUAAAUAAUACCACCUGCAAGCAGAUAGGUUUGGGGAUGCAAUAAAACAGUCACAUUCUCCUGUUUUUCUGUGCCCCAAACACUCUAGAUCGAACUGCUGUUACGCUUCACAGGGAUUUAAGAGCACAAAAGUCACUCAAGGUAGAAAUUCUGUCUUAUCUCAGUAGUUCUACUCUGUGAACUAGGAAUUGGAUCUGUCUGAAGAUUCUGGAUGCUGAAAUGGUCCGUAUGCGGACUUGUGCAAAUGUUGUGGUAACAGACUGUUAGGCUCUGUAAGCUGUUGUUAAAUUCUGUAGACUGUAAUAACAAAAAUUCAAUUACUUUGGGGACGGUGAGUUCCACCCUCCCAUAUCAAGAUUAAUAGCUUCAACUUUGUCUCAGACUAUCUUGUAAUAACAGCAUUUUGUUUUUCAAAGCUAUCAAUUUGGCAUUCUAAUUAGUUACAGUCUCUCCACAGGCCAGUCUAGUAGCAGCUUUCUAUCACGGCAAAACCGAAAGCUACAUUAUCUAUCUAAGGAAGGAUUGUGUUCCUACUUAGAUGUUAAACCAUGCCACACAAGUAUUAUCUUAUUUAACUUUUGUAUUGUUUCACUUUAAAAAACCAACAACACCCCAAAGCUGACUGUGGUUGUAGGAUACACCUAUCCACUUGAGACAAUUUUCAUCCCGGGUCUCACCUAUUACUUAUCUGGGGAAGUAAAGAUGGUCACUCUUCCUUCAGAUCCCUAUAUACACUCAGUGCCUAGACGUUAGUCUUGCCACCAAAUGCUCCAUGUAGCCCUGUCUCCUAGGCAACAGGUUUUUUGAGGCUGCAAGGUGAUGGGGUGGAAGGCAAAAAUGCUCACCCCCUUAAAUGGUUGCCUCUCCAUCAAGCACCUCUCUAGGGAGCACUGAAAAUUUAUGUCUGGGAAUAUCAAAUCGCAUCAUUUUAGAUCUGAAAGUGAUCUUGAAGGUCAUCUGGCUCAACCUCCUAAAUCAACAGAGAAUCUCUAAUACAGGAUGCAAUGACGAUAUCCCUGACAGGUGCCCCAGUUGCUGCAAAGGAGAGCCCACCACUUUCCACUGUCAUCUGUCCCACCGUUGCACAGCUCUUACCGGUAGGAAGUUUCUCCCGUGGCAGCCAUUGCUUCAGAUACAGUGGUACCUCGGGUUACAGACGCUUCAGGUUACAGACUCUGCUAACCCAGAAAUAGUACCUCGUGUUAAUAACUUUACCUCAGGAUGAGAACAGGAAUCGCGCAGUGGCAGCGGGAGGCCCCAUUAGCUAAAGUGGUACCUCAGGUUAAGAACAGUUUCGGGUUAAGAACGGAUCUCCAGAACAAAUUAAGUUCUUAACCCGAGGUACCACUGUAUAUGAGAGCAUAGUGCUCAUCCACUCAGAGUAAUACCAUUGGUCACGCUGCCCAGUAUGUCUGUCCUGAUUGGCAGAGAUGCUCCAAGGCCCUACGAGUCUUUGCAAGCCAUGCAGCUGAGGUAUUUUUAAGCUGGAGAUGAAUCCAGCAUCUUCUUCAUGCAGAACAUUUGGAGGGGGGAAGUUAUUCUCCUUUCUCCCUCCCUGCCUCAGAAGGGAUGCUGUGCCAUGUUUAUUUUGAGCAGCAGCAGGACAGGCACACAGAAGCAGCUGGAGUCCCAGGGCCACAGAAGCAGAACCCUGAAACAAUUGCUAGGCUCUUACAUGGCUCAGUAUCAAGACCAAGUACAAAAAAUGGUUAUUUGGGAAAAUAGAACUGGCUGUGUGAAUAAUAAGCAUAACUGUAACAGAAUAAUGGCUUCCCCUUUUCAGGAAGAUUGCAUUCCCUGCUUCUCCUGUAGAUUAUUCUAACCUAUUUUUGACUUCUCUUACUAAUGCAAGGCAAACGCACAGGCAGGGAAAUGUCUGUGACAGCUUCCAGGUUUGAGUCAAGGAAUAAGUGACAACAAGCCCCUUGCUGUUGAAAACAGAAGAUAGCUUUGGGAAGACCAAAGAGCUGGAGCUCUACUUUCAUGGUUCUUCCCCUUACAAGAUACUUCAAAUUGCCCCCUAUGUAUGAAGCACACUGUUAUAAAUCAAGGUUUGGGAGAGGCACCCUCUCUGGUCACCAGCAUAGCCUGUGAUUCUAAGAGUUUUGUUCUCCCCCACCCUAAUGUACCUCAGCUGCUUUGAUUCACAAUGAGGCACAAGAAGAGGCACACUUUCUGUUUUUAUAUAGUAAUGCUGAACUCAGUUACUAGAUUUGCUUUGGGGGAUAAUAAUAAUAAUAAUAUUGGCAACAUGUUCCACAUAAUCACAGGAAUGAUGGUUAAACCAGACUAUAUGAGGGCUUUCUUUUUCCACAAGCAUCAUGUUGCCACAGUGAAGGGUGUGUGUGAGAGAGAGAGAUAGAUAGACAGAGGGAAUGAGGCAGGCAAAGAGCUCUUUAAUGCCUGCCUCCCGAGAAUGAACAUCAGCAGAGGUGGUGUCCAAAUUCUCUGGUUUGUUUCCUUCUAUUCUUUUACAUGCAGACUAAUCUGUGGGCACUUCCAGACUGUCCAUAUUUUGGUCUUGCACAACAACCCCACAACCCUCAAAGAUCUAGCAUUUUGAGAUGAGGAAAAUGUACUGGAAAGUGUAUGAUCACUCUUGCUUUGAUGCAAUAUCAUCUAAAUGCCCUGCAAACCGAUCAGAAUGAACCAAGAAUUACAAUAUAUAAGGAAUCCCAGAUACAGUUUCCAACCUCUGGGUCUCCCACCAGUCCAUGAGCUCGACCUAAGUAGUGAACCAUGGCUAUAACUUUAACCAAAAGGAUUGUUUGUUUGCUGUACUGUAAAGACACUGGUAUGUCAAGAAUGUUUUGCUAUCUAAAACAUAUGCCCUAGCUGCAGUAGACAGAGUUAUGAUGGCCAGGAAAAGGCGCAAGGCAGAGUCAUUAUUCAGACAGAUUGCAAACAAGGAAGAUGCUAGGCUCCAGUGCACAGCUUGGGUAAGCUUGGGAAAAAGUUGUCACCCAAAUUCUUAUGGCUGCUGUUGUGUAGAAAGGAGAGUACUUGGGGAUGGGGAAACCUGUGGCCCUGAGAUGUUGCUGGGUGACAGUUCCAAUUGUCCCUCAUCAUAUUGGCUGGGAGUCCAGCAACAUCUUGAAGGCCACAAGUUGCCCAUGCUCACUUAAAAUAUAUGUACACGCACAUAUAUACGCAUGCCACAACACCCAUAUAAUGGAAUUUAUUGAAUUAGUCUAUUUUCCAUAGUAAGACAAAGGUCAGCAAAAUAAAAUAUACCUGAAACUCAUUUAAAUUUAAAGCAUAAAAAUGUGCAUGGUAUAUAUUACAGAAAGUUUUGCAUUAUAAAUUACCUAAAUUAAAAGAAAAAGAAUAAAUAGCACCUCAAUAGGUUUAUGCCCUCGCAAUGUAGAAUCUGCUCAGCAGAUCAUUGAAAUGGACUCUAAAUAUAUUUUUCUGAGACUGGAAGCCAAAAAAGGCCAUCCACCAAGCUGCAUAUUGAUUAGUUCUUUGCAACAAAAAGCUUGAUCUUUAAAAAGAACUGUAAUUAAUGUUCUUUAACACAGGAAUAAAAUUGAUAUUCAAGAUUAUAGUGGGACUAAUUGUCCAAUGUUGCUGCCCUGGUACAUAAUCAGUCUUAGACUGGUGUGCCCCAAUAUUGGCAUCUCUCUCCCUCUCUGAAAAUAUUUAGAGAGAGAGAGAGAGAGAGAGAGAGAGCGCGCUCGCCAACACUUUUCAGCUGGGACUCACUGGAACACAGUUAUGGCACCUCUCUAUCUCUAUUUCUAAUCUUAUUUUUCUAGAAAAAGAGGUGCCGGAACUCGCUAUGAACACCUCCCUCGUUCGCUUAGAAUGGCUUUGCUUGCAUAUAUUUUCAUUCUUUUCUCUUUCUGCAUUCAUGCUUUCUCAGAAAAGCUAUUGCAGCCAUCGGAGCAAAUGCAUUGUUUCCUCACCAGAGCUCAAGGGGGCAAGAACAACUUAAGUUUCUGAUACCUGCUUAUUCUCUCCCACUGGUUAUUUAUAUCCUGCAAUACUGUAUAUGAGAACUAUCCAAACCGAAGAUGUAGCUGCCUUGUCUUCAGACUUUGCUCCCAUUCAAGAGAAUAUAGUUUCCUAGUAAAUGUGUAGUUAUCGUCACAUUUCUGUAAACCUUCUAAUUUGGUUAUUCUGUAAUUCUGUCAUUUGCUGUAGAAUAUAUGAUUGCUUAAAGAGUGGGAAGGAGCACGGGUGGAGGAAAGCAGAGGCUGAGAUGACAUGCAGGUUUAGUCCAUCACUAAUUUGACAGCCAAAGGCACUGAGAUUGCUUUAGGAAAGCUUGCAGCACUCCUGUAAUGUUACUGGGAUUGUGGCCAACAGGUUUGGAGGUGCUUGUAUGUCAGAGCCAAAAAUGGAUUUUUAUUUCACAGUGCAGAGCUGGAAGCAAGAUUUGUCUUUUCAGCCAUAGGUAGCUAAUUGCCUUGACUCUGGUUCAGACGUGACUGGAUUCGUUUUUGAGGGACCUGCAGCAUAAUGAUGUAAAAAGCUUUUAAUUUUCCCACACAGAAAAUAGGAGCUGAACACCUAGCUCCAGAGCUUCAGUAUUCAAUUAAUUAAGUGUCCCAGUGCUAGACUUUACUGUAAGACAGGAAAUUAGAGGUGUGUAAGGUUGUGUCUGUAUGGAAUAUUCUGUUAGCUUGAAGUGCAGAAAUUUAAUCUGCUAUUUGGAUUUCUUACUUCUGUGGGGGGAAUGAUUGCUGUUCCUGUUCUGUGUGUGUCUUCAUGUGUUCACAAACACAUCUGAGAAAUUCCAUGAAUCUAUUAUCAUUGAGGGAUGCGGGUUGCGCUGUGGGUUAAACCACAGAGCCUAGGACUUGCUGAUCAGAAGGUCGGCUGUUCGAAUCUCUGCAAUGGGGUGAGCUCCCGUUGCUUGAUCCCUGCUCCUGCCAACCUAGCAGUUCGAAAGCAUGAAGUGCAAGUAGAUAAAUAGGUACUGCUCUGGCGGGAAGGUAAACGGUGUUUCUGUGCGUUGCUCUGGUUCGCCAGAAGCGGCUUAGUCAUGCUGGCCACAUGACCCGGAAGCUGUACACCGGCUCCCUCAGCCAAUAAAGCGAGAUGAGCACUGCAACCCCGGAGUCGGUCACGACUGGACCUAAUGGUCAGGGGUCCCUUUACCUUUACCCUUUAUUAUCAUUGAAUUUAGAAAGGUAGAACUUAGCUGACCAGAAAUUAUCUAGAAUAGGCUACCUAAACUGGGUAGAAGCGAAUGUAAUUGGCAUAUAUUGGACCAGUAUAGACAUCAUAUGUAGCCAUGUUUGGUAGCCUAAGCCCUUAUUAAGAGCCUGAAUGUGCAGAGAAACUAUAUGCUGAGCUAAGAGUUAAACCCUACUAAGGGAUUGUGUACUAUGGAAAUGCCCAUGAAAACUGCUUUUCAUCAUGCAGGCAAAGAGGUUAGGAAGGUAGGGAAAUGAUGGUUCAUUCUGUAUUGAAGCAAGAUUUUGCUACGAAUAAUGCAAACAGUGGGUUGCAAACCCAUUCCAAACAAAGCUUUCAUAUCCAGAUUUGCACCCCAUCCUUAACUAUGCAGCAGCUAUUCAAAUGUUAACACUUAACUAUGGUUAAGGGGGAACAAGCAAUGGACAAAACAUUAUGUCAGAAUGGAGUCAUUGAUCAAAAAAGAAAAGACGGUGGUAAUUAAAUCAAUACCAGCUACACUGGUAGUUGGUAUCCUGUUUAAAAUGAUGACCGAUACAUUCUAUCUAGAUUACAAACAUUACUCUAGUCUAUGGGGUGGAGGUUGAAUUAUGGAAGCUUCUUGUGUGCUCUGACUUUUAAAAUGCCUGUUGGCAUUACCACUGUGACAGUGAGAGGUGAGGCAGGAGAUAAGCUGUUUUUACCAUUAGGAUGAAACCCAGAGACCCUAGGUGGGACCAUUGAGCUCUUAAUGGGCCUCUGUGCAUGAACCUUAUCUGCCAAGUAUCCAUAAUCAGAUAGUGAGGGAAUAAAACUUCCAAACUCUUACAGCUUGUGCAUGUUCUCAAACUGAUGAAACCCUCCUUAUCCCUAUGGAUCUGUUACCAGAUGCUCUUAAAGGUAAACACAUGCCUUCAAUUGAAAUCUGGGUGUAAUUAUUUAGUAUUGCUUCCUGAAUUGAUGCCAGAACAUUCUGGCUAUUAACUAAAUGUCAUUGAAUGAAUAGUUGUGAAACAUAAUUGUAAUAAAUAUAGGGGUUGCUCGUGCGUAAGUUGCCGCCACUCCUGGCUAGGUUGCCCUGUUAAACCUUUUCUGUCUGGACAGCCCUUCACUUCGUGGCUGUUUCAGUCGCUAGCAGAAUCCGUCGGUGGGCGUUUCUUAAACCUUUUCCAGCAUAAAAGCUGUUUGACGCCAAGUCUCCUCCUACUCUCCCUGCGCGGAAGUCUUCUGCGCAGGGAGGGCGUGGGUAGCAGAGGACCCGUGCUCUCCCCGCUGGUGUCCGGUGAAGAGUCCUGGAGCCCUCUCGCCGAUUCCCCCAUCUGCCCCCCUUUAUCCCUGGUGUUGCGCUGAUUUGCUUCCCCAGCUGAUGAGCUGCCUCUCUCCCUGCUGGGCCCUUCUCCAGCAUCAUUUGAGAGCCUUCCCUCCGCCUCUAGCUCCGAUGUCAGUUCCCUGACAAUAAUCAAUGAAGUCUGGAAUGUGCGCUGAGUUUUAUUUGGUCCAAAGCUUCAUUAUUCUGCUGAAUUCUUGUUGGGUAGCAGGUGUUACGUUCUGUUACCCUUAAGAUCAGAAACUAAAAUUGCUUAGCACUCUUUAGAUGAGAGAUCACUGAUGCUUUUAUAAAUUGGAGUCUGCUUUGUAUGGCAUAGUGGCCUGGGGAGACCAGGAGCAGCACUCAAGGGUUAUGGAUUCAUUUAUCUCAGUGUUUAUAGUUGCUGCACUAUUAACUUAUUUAAUCAAAUUUGCAUUAGCCGUGGCUCACAAAUAUGCUACUAGGCUUGAAUCCUAAACUUUCUCUCAUGCAGCAUAGUUGUCUGUUAAGCCCGUAUUCUAGAUGUUUCAUGGCUAGAACUUUACCUGGAAGUCUUCUAGUACAACCCCUAGUACAGCACUUUUUUUAUCAUUACACUUGGUCUUUAAAAUAAAACAGCUGAGGAGAGAAAUCAGAAAACUUGGUCAAACUUUCCUUGCUGUGUGCCAUGCAUAGAGCCCUAAUCUCAUGUUCCUCUCAUAUGCCAAAGGCAAAGGAUUGAUUUGGGGAGUCUGCUAUACCCACGCUGCUGUUCCAGUCCUUCCACUUCGUUGUUGCUUUGCAUAAAAUUGCUUGAAACCUUGCUGCUUUAACAUUUGGGGCACAAUCGAGCUUCUUCGGUGUUCAUUCACGAUAGCAGCAUGGUAAGUGGCAGCAUGGUUGCUAGAUGCUUCUGUCUGCGUAAGACAGGGGUCAGCAACCUAAGGCCCAUGGGCCGGAAGCAGCUCGUGGAGGUCGUUUGACUGGCCCACGAUCUGCCCCUGAACCCAGUUACCCACUCACGCGCUGCACUGAACUGGCACAGCUCAGCGCGGGGACUUGCUUCUGCAGUGACAGAAAUUGUGUCUGCACACUUGCAGACGCCGAAAAACACCAGGGAGGGAGCACACUCAUGCGCACACACAUGAUCCGGCCCACGGAGGGAUCUCCGUGGGACCGAUCCGGCCCGGGCAAGAUAAACCUUGCUGACCCCUGGCGUAAGGGAAUGGCUUUGCCCAACACAAGAUUGCUAUACUGCCUGUGCCUGCUUUUAGACAAAAUAGGUUCGAUCAAGGUGUCAAAUGACGUGGUUGUAGUUGUUUACCUUCACUUCCGACUACUAUAAAGAUUUCUCCACAUGGGUCUGCUGCUAAAGUGCUAGGAAACCACCUUGCUCAACUUGGUGCUACUGCAGUUCUGCAGUAACUGUUACAGUAGCAACUGGAGUGAAUCCAUUUCCAGACUCAGCUCAAGGUGCUGGUUGUUAACUUUUAAAGCCGCAAAUUGUUUUGGAUAGCUAAAGGGCUGUCUCCUCCCAUAGGAACCUGCACUUCUGUUAAGGAUGCUCUUUUGUGUACCCCAUCAGUUUCUGAGGCAUCUCUAGUAAUGAGAUGCAGGAGAUAGCCUUCUCUAUGUUUGCUCCCAGCCUGUGAAACUUUUCCACAAGAGAGCUCUCUGUCAUCCUCUAAUGAUUGUCCACUACCUUUUGAAAACUCAUCUGUCCUGGCAGAUGUUUUCAAAUUUUAUUUAAUUAGUCUGCAUUAUAUGCCUUUUCUGUCUGCACCUAGUUUUUGUUACUGUUGGCAUUUGCUCUGCAUUUGAUUGCUUUUGAUACUGUGUAUUUUAUUUCAGACACACUGGACAUUUUUGUGUGAAAAGCAGGGUGCAAAUUUGCUAUAAAACAAAGAGGGUGGGAAUAAAUGAGAUGGAUUUAUCUAUCUUGAUCUGCUUGUGGACUCUCUCGAGACACCUGACUGACCACUGUAGAAGACUGAUUAAACUAACCUGCACCUCUGUGUAAGGCUAGAUUAAAUAGACUUUUAUGGUGACAUCCUGCAUGGAAAUUCUGGCAUUCUCAUGUUCAGCAGCACCCUAUCUGUGGAUGGGGAAGAUACCCCAUUGUUUAGUGUUUGAAAUUUUAAGUAUCUGUGCAGGAUGCUCAAACCCUUUGGGAUACAAGAUAGAUUUUUAAAAAUUCCUUGCUGUUUAUCACACUUGUAUCCCACUCCUUUUCCAAAGACCUCAGAGUGGAUUUAUUUAUUAAUUUUCUUAUAUUUAUAUUUCACCUUUCUUCCGCCAUGGAACCCAAAGUGGCAUUCAUGUGCUUCCCAACUUCAGUAAGAUGGUGGACUCAUAUCAUGCCCGGGUUACAUAUUGUUCCCAGGUGAAUUCCCAGGACAGGAUGGGCUUGUGCAGGGUUGUUAAGGCAGCAGAGAGCAUUGUUGGCUGCCCACUCUCCACCUUAGAGCAGAUUUAUGCCACAAGGUGCCAUAGGAAGGCACUGGACAUAGUAAAAGAUCCAUCGCAUCCUGGUCACUGUCUCUUCGAGCUCUUGCCGUCGGGACGGAGAUACAGGACGAUGAAGACAAGAACGAGCCGUCUUAAGAACAGCUUCUUCUCCAGAGCGAUCUCGGCCCUGAAUGGGAAGCCCGGACUUUGAAAGUCAUCUAAUCUCCCUUGCUGUAUUAUACUGUAUUGAUUAAUUAGUCUUUUUAUGGAGCAGUCAAGUAAUUUCGUUGUACCCGAAGGGGGCAAUGACAAUAAAGAUAUUAUUAUUAUUAUUAUUAUUAUUAUUAUUAUCUUGAUAGUAUGGUGCCUUGUAUACUGAGCCACCAUCAGAAGAACUUCCUCAUGUUUCUUUGAGUAACACUGUAGUGAAGAAACGUGCUGUUUCUUCCAGGAAGUGGCCUUAUUGAUGUUAAGUAAGAAAAGAAAAAUGGAGAUUGGAUCAUUUCUGUGAAGGUGUAGCAUAAAUUGACCUGAUAACAGAGGUGCAUUGCAUCUCAAGUCCCUUGAUUACAUCUUACUGUACUACAGUGGUACCUUGGUUUACGAACUUAAUCCGUUCUGGAAGUCCGUUCUUAAACCAAAGCGUUCUUAAAGUUCACAAACCAAAACACCUACUUCCGGGUUUGCAGUGUUCUUAAUCCAAGUUGUUCAUAAACUAAGCUGUGCUUAAACCAAGGUACCACUGUACUGCUGUUUUCAAAACAGGACCUGUUGUACCAUGUUGCAGUAAGUGACCAACAGUUAGAUAUCAACAGCUAUAUAUGCUGAUCACAUGCAUAGCUUCAAUCUUUUCUCUUCUUAAUAACAUUUUAUAGGAAAGCAGGUGCCACAGCCUCAAUCUAGUUUACGGGUAUAUGAACCCAGGUGGAGAGAGAAUUAAUGAUUCUGCCUCCCUGUUUCCAUCAGGCAAACAUAUGUACCUAAGCAGAGGCUCUAGGCUAGUUGGGAUAACAGCUGCAAAACUGCAUGGAUAGAGAAGAGCCCGUUCAGGCAGUUUCAGAUAUUCCAACAGAGCAAAUAAGUGUAGCAAGGAAGAUUACUGGAAAUAAGUAGCAAUAACUUUGUCGAUUAGAAUUUGGGUGGUUGAGAAUGCAUGUUAAUCAAAUGAAAGGGAGGUAGCAAGAUGGAGGGAUCAACUUUUUGCCUUCACAUAGGAGAUCAUUUCAGACCCGUGCUAUUUUAAAUCUGAAACUCCAGUCCAGACGGAAUAGGAGUGUCUGUUAUUUCUAGAUCCACCUUGCACAAGCAUCAUAUUAGCUAUUGCAUUACUAUAACAGAAGCUGUAGCAGUGAAUAUACUAUAAUAUAAAUCAAGCUGGAUUGCAGUUGUGUAGUAUGGACAAACUAGACAUUUGAAAGUAUGUAUGGAUUGUUUGAGUAGUUAUGAAAUUUAGGACUAUAUCCAACGACUUUUAACAUGAUAGCCUUCAGUGGCCGAUCUUGUACAGAUACAUACCCUUUUUUGUAUUUAACCUUAUAGGUCUUCUGCAAAAUGGGCUGAAGCAAAAUUUGGAGCAAAUACCAAAAGGUUUAGUUCAAAGAAAUUGAGAUUUUAUAAAAUUGAGGCAGAGUGUGGUUCCAUCAGUAGCCUGAAUACAAUAUUUCAGGGUGCCACCCCUCAUGGUUAUAGAACUUUACAAAUUUACAUCUGAAGGGGACCUUGUCCCAUAUAUAGUGAUAUCAUGCGAAUGAACCCCUGUCAGUUGUUUCCACUUGGGAUGUCUCCUACGCAGUGCAGGAAGCCAAUUGUCAACAAACCAACCAUCACGUAUGAAAGAGUAUCUACGGCUCCACACUCAUUCCAACAGCAAACAGUUGGUUGUGCAUUGAGGGAUUGGAGACGCAGCAAUGAGUACCAACCAGCUGUUUGGGGGGCAGGGCCCAUUACUCAGUGGUAGAGCAUCCUGAAGGGGCCUGAUUCAAUCCCCAGCAUCUCCAGGGAGGGCUGGGAAUGUCUCCUGUCAGAGACCCUGAGAGCUACUGUGAAUCAGUGAAGACACAUUACUCUGCUAGACAGGCCAGUGGUCUGGCUCAGUAUAAGGUAGCUUCCUAUGUCCCCUACCCAGCAAUAAUAGCGAACUUCUUGAAGGAAAUAUCUACAUGUUUGCCAACCCAUAUAUCUGCAGGUAUGCUGAUGCUGGUGUUGGUGGCAGUGGUCCAUUAAUAAAAAAGAUUUAGAAAAACCAGUGCUGGAAAGUACAGCAAUGCAGUGCAAUACAGAACCACCCCCACUAGCAUCCAUUCUAAAAUGUAUGAGGCAACAUAGCAUGCUAGAAGAUAAGUUAACGUACAGGAAACGUGUCAGUUUGGGUAGUUCAGUGAAGCCAUUUGAUGUGUGGUAGCAUGGUAGUUAGGGACGCGGGUGGCGCUGUGGGUUAAGCAACAGAGCCUAGGACUUGCUGAUCAGAAGGUCGGCGGUUCGAAUCCCCGUGACGGGGUGAGCUCCCGUUGCUUGGUCCCUGCUCCUGCCAACCUAGCAGUUUGAAAGCACAUCAAAGUGCAAGUAGAUAAAUUGGUACCGCUCCAGUGGGAAGGUAAACGGCGUUUCCAUGCACUGCUCUGGUUCGCCAGAAGCGGCUUAGUCAUGCUGGCCACAUGACCCGGAAAAACUGUCUGCGGACAAACGCCGGCUCCCACGGCCAGUAAAGCGAGAUGAGCACCGCAACCCCAGAGUCGGUCACGACUGGGCCUAAUGGUCAGGGGUCCCUUUACCUUUACCUUUUAGCAUGGUAAUUACAGCAUAUUGGAGCAAUCUCCUCUAUAUACAGCAUUGUACUUAGGAAAUGGAAGAGGAAAUUGUUCUUUCCAAGUUUCUAGCUGGUGUCCUCUGAAUAAAUUGAUUCCUACCUUAAUGCAGAGCAACAAGAGGAUGUUCGCUGGCAACUCAAGUAAUGAGCCAUCCUUUUCUCUUAAGGACCUCCAGGCUGAGUCAGUGCAGAUGUUGCUGCAGUCCCCUCUGUAGCAAGCUGCUCAUCCGAGUGGUCUAUUCAAGAUUGCAAGGCUAUUUCUGAGAUUAGGAAAACUGCAUUCCCUUACCCGCAGUUGUGGAAGUAGCCCCAUCUAUUGUAUGCCCUUACUUCAGAGAGAAUAACAUAUCACAGAUAUUUGACAAUGUACUGUUUCAAGGUAAACAUCAGCUACCAUAUUCCAAGUCACCUUUUCUUUUUCACACUGAACAAGACGUUAGAGAUGCUAUAGGUAUGGGCUUAACACACUGCGAAGCUCCUGAAAACUAAUGGCUUCUAUUAAUAAUUUAAUUUAGAAAUUUAAAAGCCGUAGUCCUAAAUACCCUUAUUUGCAAGUAAGCACUUUUCAAAAGGAGCCUCGCUGCUGCAUGGAGAAGUUUAAGAUAAAAGUGCAGCUGUAAGCUUCAUAGAAUAGUUAGGCUUUUAAAUUUUUAUAUGAAGAUUUAGAUAGCAGUGGCUGAAGGUCAGGGUUUAGCAAUAUUGUCCAUGCAUUUUGCAGUAAGUAGGAUGGCCAUGACCAUAAAAAGAUUUUAAAAUUAAUUUAUUAACCGCCAUUUGUGGGAAUAUUCAGUAAUUGUGCCAUUAUGGCUCCAUCAGAAUGAAAUUCAGAUUUCCUAAUUAAAUAAGUUAAGAGUGAAACAGAUGCAGCAGGUUUUACGUGGAAUUGUAUGUGUAUUCUGUUGUUGUAUGGGGUUGUUUGAAUAAGCAGUUCAAGCAGAAAUGUGCAAUUGGUGUGGAUUAACCAAUAUUUCUAAGGAGUCCUGCUUAAGCGUUCCCUUACGUAGUUACUCUUUCAGCCCGCAAACAUUUUCCUCUGUCUCUGCUUCUGCCAGUUUGCUUGUGUAAAAUGUACCAAAAUGUUUUUAGUUGUUUCUGCUGGGAUUCCUAAAAGAUGUACCACUAUCACUUUGAUUCUGGGUGUUGGCGAUUCACACUUAUUGCUGUCCUACUUUCUUAGAUAAUGUUUUGCAUUUUGAAUCUUGUUGCAGCCUGUUAGCACACUCAUGCCCUUGGCUUAAAAUGGAAAUUAAUUCCUAUCAGGGCUAUUUUUCUAGAAAAUGAGGUGCUGGAACUCACCAUGAACGCCUCCCUUGUUCUCUCAGAAUGGCAAUGACGCCCACCUGAGAGGUGCUGGGACUAAGUUCCGGUGAGUUCCAGCUUAAAAAAAGCCCUGCUUAUAGUACUUUUUAAAGAUUUUGUGACUUGCAAACAAUUCCAUUCUCUCCCUCCACACCCUGGCUUUAAAUUCAGAUGAGCAAAAAAUUGUAAGGUAUGGGAAUUGGCUCGUGAACUGUAUCCAUACUGAAUGACAGAUGGCAACAAGAAGUAUUUCUCCUGAAAGGUCCUACCAGUUCAUUGUCUUCCCUACAGUAGGAUGUUGCUAGAUUGGUGUCCUGGCAUGGGUCAUCUGAAAUAACCUAGCACUUGCUGUUUCUCUUAAUAAAUCUUUCCUUCCUGUUUUCCUUUGCUAGGCGCACCAAAGGCUUCCUCCUUGGCAGACCAUGAGAGUGGUCUAUUGCAGUACUGUAGUGCCCUCUGAUGGUGAGUACAAUAAAUAAAUUUGUUCAAGACAAGAUUCCUACCCCAAUGCUCAAAGAUUAUGUGUCUGUAUUGGUAUUUUUUAAAAUCAAGGGUGAGCCUCAGUAUUUCCCCCCCCCCCAUAGAAGUUGUGGCAAAUGAGGUUCACUUGUAGGCAGAAGCACUUCAAAACUUGAUGAAAUGGUUUGCUGGUUAAAAUAAAUACCUUUACCUACUCUAACAUUCUCGCACUGCUUUGUUGCAAGAAGGCAGUGGUACGUGAUUUUCUUUGCCACUUACCUUUUUAUCUUUUUGUCCAUUCUUAAAUUAGAGGAUCUUUUCCCAUUGUUUGUUUUGUUCUUGCUGACUUCAUGUCGCCUUACCAGCCUUGUUUAGGGCUACCUUUUCAAGGUCAACUCCAUGCUUUGAAGGUCAGUCAGAAUUCUUCUUGCAGAGAUUCAGAAUGAUGCGUAGCUGCAUUUGGACUUUUGCUUCAAAAGCCAACUUGAAACAUAUCGCUUCCAUUUUCCUUUUUUAAAUUCCUUUUUCUUCUUUGCUUUGCAUAUGUACCUUUCACAACUGAUACUUUAAAGAGCUUUAGCGUUUCCUGCAUCUUAGUUUGAGUUUGAAACCAAUAUGGCUAGUAUACAUAUGUGGUCUUAAAGCGACAGGCUUUGGUUUUCUUUGCUGUGGGUUCAUGUCCUCUCCUAAAAUGGGUAAAUUGCGGACUAAAGACAUUCAUGGCGGCUGUUGCCCCAGUUUCCUUAGUUGUAUUUGCGUAAGAGGAGUUGUAGCUGGAGUUGCUCAAAAUAGCCUCUCCCAACUUUCUGGCUGAGGGUCAUCUGGUCCUGGGAAUGUUGCAAAGGAGUUCUGAAGUCAAUGUAGAGUCUACAGAGUCAUACGGAAACAUUGUGCGUGGCAAAAAGCCAGUGAGAUUUUCAGCUAACCAGAACAAUUCUUUUAAAAACAAAACACCUUCGCCCUCUCCCUUCACAGACCUCCAACAGAAGCUGUAGCCUCUGAAUCAUGUACUCAAACCUCUGGCAUUGCCCCAUUGUUAAAAUGUUACUGAAUUAUUUGAGCUGUUAUAAGAUAGAGUCAGCUAGAUGCUGUGUGUAUUGAGCUUAUAUUUCCCCUUGUUUUUAUCUAGUGUCACAGAAUGUGUACCUGUCAUACUGAUGGGAAACCUGAAGUAUCCUGCCCACUGUCCACUUGGGCACUUGAAACAUGGCUGCUACCCCACCAAAAAAUAGUUGAACCCGAUCAGCAGUCAGAACUGUUCUGUAUUUAUUUUAAGUAUGCUAAUUUUUUUGAAAUGAUUUUCUACUUAGUAGUGAACUCGCAUUUUUAAACUACAGAGAGAGGGAGAGGGAGGGAGGGAGUUUAAAAUGCUAACCAAAGAGAAAAGUAUUUUAAAACCUUGGGGAUACAUUAAGCUAUUUCCAAUAGUACCAUGUUAAAACUGAGUUCAAGAAAAAAUCGGCCAUUAAGAAUGAAUUGUGAGAUUUCUAUAAUUUCAUUACUAACAUGGUAUUUUCAGUAGAGAGAUUUUUUAAAAUGCAAAAAGAAUCAUUUCUUCACUUAAAUGGCGGAAAGCUCCUGGCACUGAAUGUUAUUGUUACUUAUUAAAUUUAUGCGCCACCCUUCGUCUGAAGAUCACAGGGCAGUUUACAGCAUAAAAAUACAAAAUGAAGACACAAAAUACCAUAAUAGCAACAACAACCAAUAACCCCUCUCCUACAAACACAUUUAAAAGACCAUAGAUGGUUUAAUCAGCCAAAGACCAAGUUACAGAUGAAUGUUUAUUAUUGUUCCUGGGUGCCUUUUGUGUUGGUAUUUUUUUAAAGAGAAGUUACAAUUAUUUGCCUAAAUAUUGAAGCAUCUUACAUGGGCCAUUGAAUAACAAGACAGAUGCUUGUUACUGGUGUUGUUUUCUGUAGAUCAGACUUUGCAUGCAAAGUCUAUGUGGCAUUUUUAAUUUUUGCUUUUGAGAAUGGCAUUGCUGUUGCACACAAACUUUUAAGUUCCCCCCAAUGAGUCCUAGAACCAGCUGCUGGAACCUCUGCUUUAUGAAUUUAGUAAUAGUGUUUAUUUAAAAUUACAUGAUAUACUUGAAGUAAUCUGUUUCGAAUGUCUGCUUCCCUGCCCCCAGACGUUACAGUGGUUUAUCAAAACGGGUUACCUGUAAUAUCUGUGAAUCUUCCAUCCCGACGUGAGCGGUGCCAGUUUACACUUAAGCCUAUAUCGGAUUCUGUUGGGGUAUUCUUACGGCAACUACAAGCAGAAGACCGGGGAAUCGACCGGGUUGCCAUUUACUCACCAGGUACCACUCAGCAUUACUGAAGCAAUUGGAUGAACACCUACAAUACAAUGUUAGAUUCUGCCCUUGUUUUCUGUGCUUAUAGUUCCUUUAGUUUGUUAAUGCAUUUUCAUCAAAACCGCUUGCAAAACUGAUAUGGAUGUUAUAUCAUAUAAGCAGUAUUUCACAUGUCCUGUAAAACUGUUAUGUUGAGGGUGGGGGUAAAGAUAAUCCUCACUCUAGAAAAUGCCGUCUCUUUGAUGUUUUCUUAGGCAUGCCUAAGAUUCAUAAUGUAUAAGCUCGUUUAAUAAAAAGGAUACUUGGUUUCUUGUGGCUACAGUUAACUAAAAGUACUGGUCACUUUUAUUUCUUUGGAAUAGCAGGUCUUUCUAAACUGCUUUCUAGAUGAGGUAGUUAGAACGUAAGCAUUUAAUUCUGUGCUGCCUACUACUAGGCCUGUAGAGGCCGGUUCUAGGUUCUAGGUAUGAGGUUGGUUCUAUCUUCUUUGAUUAUUGGAAAAAUCACAAACUAUAGUUUACCAAGCGGAUAACAAACAAAUGGGCUAGCUGUGUGGUGUAGUGGUCAAGAGCGGUAGUCUCGUAAUCUGGGGAACCGGGUUCGCGUCUCCGCUCCUCCACAUGCAGCUGCUGGGUGACCUUGGGCCAGUCACACUUCUCUGAAGUCUCUCAGCCCCACUCACCUCACAGAGUGUUUGUUGUGGGGGAGGAAGGGAAAGGAGAUUGUUAGCCACUUUGAGACUCCUUAAAGGGAGUGAAAGGCGGGAUAUCAAAUCCAAACUCUUCUUCUUCUUCUUCUUCUUCUUCUAGCUCUGCAUAAGGAUGGCGUUAACCUGUGUGCUAGAAUACUGGUUGUGACAAAGACUUAGGCAGAGAGUGGGAUUCAGCAUCCCAAAUUGCUGCUACUCCAGCUUAAAUCCUACCCCACUUCAAACCAUUUUGGGAACAUUCUAACACAUAGGCCUGCCAUUGCAAUUCACACAUAUCAAGGAUACCUCAUAUUUUGGGAAGCUUUCGUUUUACAAAUUUGAAGCUGCGGGUUGCACUCCUGGAAAUGUGUUGUGAAUUUUAUAUGUGUGUGUGUGUGUGUGUGUGUGUGUGUGUGUGUGUUUACAAAGUAUUCUACACUGUUUUGCACUGGAAUGCAGUACACUGAUAUUGAUUUCUGGAUAGUUCUUAAUAAAAUCUUUUCCCUCUUUCGCCUUUCAGAUGGGACACGUGUUGCCUCUUCAACAGGCAUAGAUCUCCUACUCCUGGAUGAUUUCAAACUAGUAAUUAAUGACUUGACUUACCAUGUUCGUCCACCAAAGAGAGGUAACGACUUCAUGCAGUUGGGAUGUAUUUCCAGAAGUUAUUUUGGGGGGAAACCUUCCAUCUAGCAAUUUUUUAAAAAGAUCAUUUCAUCCAUACUGAAAAAGACUAGUUGACGGUUCAUCUUCCGCAAACCUAUGCAUUCAGAAUUCUGAGCAGAUCAUUCUUUCCCUGACCGUCAGGAUGUGAAGAUAACUGUGAAAACACUCUAACAGCUUCUCCAGCAUCUCUAAGGCAGAACUACUGUGACUUGCCUAGUUCUUUGCUCCACCCCCCCCCAAGUCUCCAGUCACUUCUCUCCCCACCCCCCCACCCCCGUUACACACAUCCAUUCUUAUGGUCUCCUCUCAUUCAUACUUCUCAUCCUUAAUUUUUUUAAAAUUUCAGUUUCUAUAAAAAGGACUUAGACUUAAAGAACUGACAGACAGUCUGGUAGAGAGAACCCACGAUCCAGGUGGCAAAUUAAUGUCCUCUCUUAUAAGAGGUUCCUCUAGGGUAAAGGAUGCUGGGGGCAGGACACCCCAUAUAGAUCACUGAAUGUAUGAUAGGUGUAUUGAUCUCAUGAUCAUUUGACUUCCAGCUGCACACAUUGUUGUUACUACCAUGGAACCUCGGUUUUUGAGCGUCUUGGAAGUUGAACAUUUCGGCUUUCGAAUGCAGAAAACCCGAAAGUAACUGCUUCAGUUUUCAAACAAUUUUCAGAAGCCUAAUGUGCCACAUGGCUUCUGUUUUGAGUUUCCCUAUUGUAUUGAAGCUUCUGCUUUCAGUUUCCGAACGUUUCAGAAGUCAAACGGUCUUCUGGAACAGAUUACGUUUGAAAACCGAGGUUCCGCUGUAUAAGGCAGCUUGUUAGUCUGCUAGGGAUUUUUUGGGAAGUGCCAACGCAACACACACAAGCUUCAAUUCAAAGAACAGCAAGCAGUAUUCUGCUCAUGGAACAGGGUUUUUCCAUCUCUUCCUACCUCCCCACUGCAGUCCCCAGCACCUCCUGAGAAGCUGCUCCUGAAGGUCAGGAGAACCUCAAGAAUGAUGUGUAAUAGAACAUGGGGAGAUAGAGAGAGAGAUGAUAGUCAGUAGAACCACCAACACUUCUCAGUUUGUGUGAACUGUAAUUCCUCUCUGCUUUGGAACAAAAGUAGUGGUGAAUUUUAGGUUCCAAAAUGCAGCACAUCGCUAGGGCAAAAAUCAGGUAUAUUAAUAAAACUAUGCUAUCAGCCAUGUGGCAACUGUGACUUUGAAUAUUUAAAAAGGCAGCAAAAAGGAUUAACUGGCAACUUCGCCUACCAUCUGCUGAAAUCCUGGGUCUUGAUUUGGCCUAGGAGUCAAGAGUAGCGUUCAAGCCAAGUGCUCUUCACAAUGUCAAGCACUUCUGAGGUUUCGGUUUUGCUGUUUGCUAGAACUUAUCUGUGAAAUUCUUAAAAGUUGAAUGUCACCAGAAAAAAUGAUUGCAUGGCUGUGCCCACAAAUAACAGGGGAGGUCCUGUGUAAUAAUAAGGAGCGAAAGGUUAAUCAUACUUCUGAAAAGAGAAACUGUUGCAAAAUACUGAUGAGACCAAAGAGGAACCUGAUGAGACAGAAGAGGCCUUGGUUCAAUUUCAGGGAACAAUAAGACCAUUAAUAAAAUGUUGUGUGGAGUGUGAGGGCCCUUUGAAUCUUCCAGCCUUUCCCAACCUCCUGCCCUCCAAAUAUUAUGGACUUCUAUCAGCCUCAGCCAGCAUGGCCAAUAGGAAGGGAUAGUGAGAGUUUUAGUUCAAAACAUCUGGAAGGCCCCAGGUCAAGGAAGACUGAUUUAGUCUUUCACAUGUUCUGUCAUGGAGGAACUUCUCAUUAGGUAUAAAAAGUACCCAUUUUUAGAACAUUAAUAUGUAACUGUGACUGAGUUGCUAAUGCAGGAGGCAUAAGCUGGAAUUUAGUUUUAUUUAAAUCCAGACAUAAAAACUUUCUCAGAACAUAGAGAAACAAUUUCUUCAUGGUGCUAAAUAUUGUAGGAACAGCAGUAGUUUUAGGCCUGUAAACCUGAACAUCAGAUCUGUUUCUUAAGAAGUGUACUACUACCCGAUUCUGUACCAGUUCCAUCACUUUUCACUUGUGCAUGGUUCAUCAUCAUCACUUUUGAUUUGUAUACCAUCUUUCUAUCUUACAAUACCCAAAGUGGUUUACAAGCUGAAGAAACAAAGAAUGUACACCUUAUAACAAUCUAAUGCAAUGCAAAAAUGUGAUAAUAAAACGUAACUUUAAAAUAAGCAACCUACAUCAAAUAAAGUAACAUCUAGCAAUCAUUAGAAUAGUAUAAAGGUAAAGGGACCCCUGACCAUUAGGUCCAGUCGUGACUGACUCUGGGGUUGCAGUGCUCAUCUCACUUUAUUGGCCGAGGGAGCCGGCGUACAGCUUCCGGGUCAUGUGGCCAGCAUGACUAAGCCGCUUCUGGCGAACCAGAGCAGCACACGAAAAAUGCCGUUUACCUUCCCGCCUAUUUAUCUACUUGCACUUUGACGUGCUUUCAAACUGCUAGGUUGGCAGGAGCUGGGUCCGAGCAACGGGAGCUCAUCCCGUCACAGGGAUUCGAACCACCAACCUUCUGAUCGGCAAGUCCUAGGCUCUGUGGUUUAACCCAUAGCGCCACCUGCGUCCCGUUAGAAUAGUAUAAAAUAAUAUUAAAUAUCAACAUAUAAAAAUUAAACAGAAACCUACUCUUAACAUUUACAAUAAAUAAUUUCUAAACUACAAUCAAUAAAACAACAGCAAGCCACAGUGCAUAAAAUAAUACAAUACAAAUUGAGAAGCAGAGACUGGAGGGUGUGGCAAGGCAGGUGGAAGAAGACCUUGCCUAAUGAAGUCUCUCCCCUCACAGGUUAAAUUAGUUUGACAUGCUUCUUGGCUAGAUUGAAGCAUAUUAAUAUAAACACACAUUGUAGUUCAUAAAACCCUUGUAUUUAUACUUUUUGUGUGUAUUGAUAGAGAAGAUUAGAGCUUGCAGGUAUUGCUGUGGUUCAAAUGUUGUGCUGCCUCCAUCUCUGCUGAACUGAUGUCUGUCAAACUUGGCUUGUUUUGUAGAUUCACUGAGAAUUAACAAAGGCAAGCUAAACCUGAAGACUGUGUGCUGAAAUUUACUGCUUGCAAGGUUCUAUAUAUUUUAGUUUGCGUUGUCUUGACAAAAUUUACAAUAUCUAAUUGUUAGGUAGAAACUCAGCAAAAGUGUUUUCAUUAACCUUAACAACAUUAACAUUAACUGUUUGAUAAAUGUACAAACUUGUAAACAGUAAUAUUGAAAGAAUGUGGUUACAACAGGCCGCUAUGCAAUAUGAAAUAUCAGAUAAGUGUUGUUGCCCUCUCAGACUUGAUUAUCCUAAUUAAUUUGUGCAUGAAGUACCAGUUCACUAUAGCUACCUUAAAUUGAUUUGCGUGUUCAGAUCUCGAGACCUCGCUAAUAAAUAAAGACACAUUCGACUCAAAUUUUUGUUUUGGUUUUUGGCAGAAUUUAAGCCACAACUUUAUUGAUUACAGAUAAGUGAGUGUUGCAUAGGCUCUGUUUCCACUAGCUCCCUACGCCCACGGUAGGUAGCGCUGACCCAGGGUGCAUCAUAGGACAGCCAAGGGUAAACACCUGGAGAAGGUCAAGAGCCUGGGAGCAGACUCUGUCCACUCCCCAUAUGCUCCCCUGGACUCAGGCACGGGCACAACCCCCUACCGGGGGUUGAACAAAUCAUUUUGAGUCCUUGGAUUCCUUUAACGGAAUACCCUUCACAUAGGGAUCGGCACAGCUCCGCAUCCCUAUCCACCUUGAGCCAGUGCCUAUCCACAACCUUACAAGUUGUGACGGUUUGCUACGCGGCAGGCAAAACCCAAAUGGCCAUGGCCAAUCAGUCAAGUGGGGAAAUUCCUACCAUGCCCCUGUCCCAACAACACACAACACACAACGUCAUAGCAAGGUCAGUUGCUGAAAAAAACCCUAAAUAUAGGGAGAGGUGGGCAGGUGUUCCGAUGCACGAGCAAAAAGAGGAAACUCUACGACACGUGCAUGGGUAGAAAUAGGUCCCUCAAACUGUCUGCCUUCUUUCCCAUUGGUCAAAUUGAACCCAGCAAUGAGGGACCACCAAUCAGGCAUUGUGGCUAUCCAAACGAUCCCACCCACAACCUUGGGUCAGCCACGUUGAUCUCACCGCAACACGUGCCCUCUGUGAGGAAGACCCGAUUUAGACCAAACCGUCACUGAUAUUAAUAAACAUUGAGUACUAAAUUCUGGCAUCUCCAUUUGGCCUAUUACAUUUUCAUUUCUCCUAGUAAUAAUAAUAUUAUAAUAAUUUAUUAUUUACACCCCGCCCAUCUGGCUGGGUUUCCCCAGCCACUCUGGGCGGCUUCCAACAGAAUAUUAAAAUACAAUAGUCUAUUAAACAUGAAAAGCUUCCCUAAACAGGGCUGCCUUCAGAUGUCUGGUAGUUGUUGUUCUCUUUGACAUCUGGUGGGAGGUUGUUCCACAGGGUGGGUGCCACUACCGAGAAGGCCCUCUGCCUGGUUCCCUGUAACUUGGCUUCUCGCAGCGAGGGAACCGCCAGAAGGCCCUCAGCGCUGGGCAGAACGAUGGGGGUGGAGACGCUCCUAGGCUCUUCUUCAAAACCAUUGUGCACCCUUGUUACUGGAACCCAGUUGUUUGUAUCAGUGGGAGAUGCAGGUUACUUUAGGGAAGCAGAGGAGAACGCAGUAUGAGGUCAUUAGAUUUUGAAAUAUUAAAGUGAAGUACUUGGUAGAGAUGUAAAGGUCCAGAAAACCAUUGGAAAAAUUCAGGGGCCUCCCCCCCCCCACUUCCCAGUGACACCUCCCCUUCCAGUUUUUCCAAAGACUUUUGGGGAUCUUGGAAAAACUUGUUCUGAAACGUUUUCUCUUUUGGAAGGAGCGAACUACUUUUUAAUACAAGUUUUUAUUCGCUCAAAAUGUGCAGCAUGAAGAUUUUUAUGGAAAAGAAUCUGCAGCAUUUGAGCAAUAAUUUCUGUGUAUUGCGUAGACAUAUACAUUCACAUUAGCUCGUACAAAACCAACAGUGCAGUCCUAUACAUCCUUACUCUGAAGUAAUUACCAGUGAGUUCAGUGGUUUCUGCCUAGUGGGUGGGUAUAGGAUUGCAACCUUAUAUAUUCAUAUAUUUAUAUGUUUAUAGAUGCAAACCUGUGUGGAACUUAAGCAGAGUGGGUUCUGACUGAACCUGCAUGGAAUGCUUUGUAAACUUCAGGAAUAUGCCAAAUAGUACGGUUUUAUGUGCUAAAUUACAAAUGAUGCCUUUUAUAUUGUUUAAACAGAAAAAACUAUGUAAUAAAUAAAUUCAAUAUAUUCAAUAAAUAAAUUGCAUAUAUUCAAUAAAGACAUGGCAUAUAUUUCCAUUUUCCCCAGCUUUUCCUGGGAAGGUAGGGUCAGGAGGGAUAGUUUUUUACAUGGCUUCAAAAUUUAUGCUAACUUUUCAUCAGUAGUCCUAGAUCUUCCUCUUCCUCUUAUUGCUGAUGAUGAAAAAUGAUCCAGUAUAUUUUUCCGAUUACACACACACACACACACACACACACACACACACACAAUUGCAAGCAAAGUCCUAAUUCCAGUGUUUGGAAUUAAUGAGCAUAAAAGAACAUGGUUAUUCAUAUUUGGUGUGUAUCUUUAAACAUUAGUUUCCGCUGAGCCUUUCUUUGAAGCAGGGUGUCGUUUUCUUAUUUUAUUUGGUUCUGUAAAUGUCAGUGCAGUGAGAGCAGUUUUUCAUUUCGGUUCUAAUAAGCUGUUAGAGGCGUAACCACUGUGAAAAACAGAACGUUAAAAAGUCCUGUUUGCUUCUUUAGACCUCUUAAGCCACGAAGAUGCAACCACGCUGAAUGAUGUGAAGACAUUGGUUCAGCAGCUAUAUACCACACUGUGUAUCGAGGAACACCAGCUGAAUAAGGAGAAGGAGCUCGUUAGACGGCUAGAAGACCUCAAGCAGCAACUAGCGCCCCUGGAGAAGGUGAGAACCUCUCUUCAUUGAGUGACAUCCUAAGCUGCUUUGAUGAGUGGCUCAGUCAAUGGCAUAGCACAAAUUGCAUUGUAAGCUAGCAAUAAAUGUAGUUGAAAAAGUAGAGCUUAAUAGCUUUGUGUUGCUAGUUGGAUUUGUAGCCUAAAGGGAAACCUACUUUAUGCAAUUCUUUCUGAUCUUUGUCAGAGCACGGAAAUAUUAAAUGGGUUCCAAGUGAGUUAUUUUUCAUCUGCGAAAUGAGUUUUUGGCACUAAUAUUAAGCAUUUCAGGGUAAAUCCACAAUGCAGUUCAGAUUUAAACAUAAAGAUCCUUGCCAAUGGAAAUACGCUAUACAUAUUGCACACGUCACAGCAAUCACCUGGGUCCUGUCCCCCAGACUUUGUUUACAUAGAGCAAUUCCUUUGGUGGUGCUAUGAACUCUAAACUACAGCCCUUUGGCACUCCCCUGUAAUAAAUUACUCUGAAACUGUGUGGGGUCCGUUUUUCAAGCUCCUCCAUCACAAACCACCAAGAAAGUAAGUGGAUCAGCUCAGUUGCUAUCACAUUAGUUUGUCCAUCGCGCUUGCUCUUUAACAUUUCUAGUCUAUGCCUUAAUAUCAAGGCUACCUUCAGAAUGUAAAACACCAAGCCCCCAUUUUAGGAGGUAGCUCAGUUUGCUAUCUAUUGGCUAUAACCAAGGUUUGUUAUUGGCUAUACUCAUGGUUAGUGAAGAGAAAGCUGAACCACAAGUUCCAGCUUGGACAACAUACUAAGGAAUAUGUAUGGGCAGUCCUUGUAAGCUAUACCAUUGUACUUUAGUUCUCAAAUUUAAUCUGUCCUGGGAGUCCGUUCGACUUCCAAAAAGGUUCAAAAACCAAGGCGCAGCUUCAGAUUGGCUGUAGGAACUUCAGUCUGCGUUGGACUUUCAGCUUCCAAAAAACAUGUGCAAACCGGAAUACUCACUUCCGGGUUUGUGAUGUUAGGGAGCCGAUUUGUUCAACAACUAAGGUGUUUGACUACCAAGGUACGACUGUAGUUUGGUUUACCGUGUUGCAUGAAUCAGGUCAACGACAGCUUCUCUCCCACCUUGCACCCUUCUUUGCAUGUGUAUAAUUUACAUAUAUGAUUACAUGUUUUUCUGGUUCCCCCCAUUCUAUAUCUAUAUAUCGAGACAGAGCUUAUGUGAUGGUCUUAAAUAGUAAACAAAACAAAAAGGGAUGCAGCAGGGGGUUGGUAGUCAACAGAAAGAAAUGUUUCACAAUAGGAAUGGAAGCUGAGUUAUUUUGAACUUGAAAUGUCAGCCCCUCAGUCGACUGUAAACAUGUUCUCUUUCUCUCUCUCUCUCUCUCUCUCUCUCUCUCUCUCUCUCUCUCUCUCUCACACACACACACACACUUUAUUGAUUUCAAAGUUAAACAGCAUUCUGUUUAAGGAUUGUUAUAAUAUCAGCACUGAAAACACCAAUCCUACUGUAUGUGCUUAUUUCAUGUUUAACCUUUGUUGAGAAGCAACAGCUCAACAUAGUUCUGAACAUUUUUGUCCUGCAGGUUAGGAUGGAAAUCCGCCGGAAAGCAGAGAAGAGGACCACCUGGGUGCUCUGGGGUGGGCUGGCUUACAUGGCCACGCAGUUUGGAAUUCUGGCCCGGCUCACUUGGUGGGAAUACUCUUGGGACAUUAUGGAGCCGGUGACCUACUUCAUCACAUAUGGCAGUGCCAUGGCAAUGUACGCAUACUUCGUAGUAACGCGUCAGGUGAGGCUUGCUUUUGGUUUUAUUCUACGUUAUAAGCAGGUGUCCAGGAAACCCCAUUCUCAUAAAUAUGACUUUUCCUCAUCUGUGCUGUUCUUUUCUUGAAAAUGAGGGUGCCUACCCUGUGUACUUCUGAAUCUUUGGCUGGUUUAUCCAUAUACCAUCAUAAUGUGGCAAAAAAAAUGCAACAUUAAGCGAUGACGUGUGUGUGUGUGUGUGUGUGUGUGUGUGUGUGAACAUAACAGAUACAGUGGAACCUCGGUUUUGGAGCAUCUCGGAAGCUGAAUGUUUCAGAAGCCAAACACCGAAAACCCGGAAGUAAUUGCUUCCGUUUUUGAACGCGCCUCUGAAGUCGAAUGGCUUCUGAGGUGCGUUUCUCAAUUUUCACCAUAGACUUUGCCAACAACCCUUUGCACCUCGGUUGCUGAACGUUUUGGAAGUCAAACGGUCUUCCAGAAGGGAUUACGUUCGACAACCAAGGUUCUACUGUAUAACAUUCAAUUUAUAACAGAAAUAGAAACAGAUAUAACUCACUGAGCAUUAGGUGAGAGGAGCAAAUUCCUCCAUAAACCAAAGAUCUGUUUCCUUCUGUUGCUCUGAUGAACCACUGCACAGUUGUUGUUUUCAGAGUAGCAAAGGUGUCAAAACAUGCUUGCUACUACAUCCCAGAAGAGGCAAAAAGUUCAAAAAACAAAACAAAACCCUUGCCAUAGCUUAACUCCUUCACCUGAAUCUAGCAAUAUGUAAAAUGAUAACUGGGUGAUAGGCCAAAAAGACUUCACAGCUUAUCACUCUUUAGCUGAUAACCAGACUUGAGUUCAUGACUGUAGAUAAGCUUCAAUAUUCUGUUAUGCAUUUAUUGCCCACUUCCUAUAUUUAGCCAAUGCACGUAUUAAUUAAUCAACAGUUUUAUCCCCUUUCUUCCCAACCCUCAUAUAUUAAUGCCUUCCUUUUUUUCUUUUUUAUUCAAUCUUUGAUUGCACAGGAGUAUGUAUACCCAGAUGCCAGAGACCGCCAGUACUUAUUAUUUUUCCAUAAAGGAGCCAGAAAGACGCGUUUUGAUCUAGAAAAAUACAAUCAACUCAAGGAUGCUAUUGCUCAGGUAAUGAAAGUAAUUUCAACUAACGGGGGUGGGGUGGGAAGAUACCCUCCCAUCCCAUCCCAGUAACUGAGUGAGGCACUUUCCCACAUUCUCUUAUCACCAUGUAUUAUGAAGCGCAGCAUAUUAUGGCAGGUGUUAAUAAUUCUGGCAUAGAUACUAAAGGUGGAAUCCAACAUUGUGCUCUUCCAGUCUGCCCUCUCCACCCCCCGCACCGUUCUGAGGGUUCUCCCAACCCGCCCCCAAGCCAAAUUAAGAGGCUGCAGAGGGCGGAAAGGGGGGAAAUCCCUGCUGUACAAGUGGAAGUCUUUGCUCUCAAGGCUUCGGCUGAAACUGCUGGUUAGGUGGAUCCUGCCCUAAGUUUAAAUGGCUGAUUUGAACCUGCAACAGUGCGGGUGGGGAAAUGUUAGUCCUAGUUGUUGUCUUGCGGGGGCUAAAAGAGUAAAUGUCUGUUGGGUGCCACGUUAAAUGAUUGCACACAUCAAAUCUCUCUUCUUCCCGGUGGAUGAUUAUCAGUAGUUGCUACGAAACCUUAAACCUUUUGACCACUGUAUGUGAAUGUGCGUGGUGGCAGUUUCAUGUAGCCAGCAUGCCUCAGCUGAGAAUCCAACAUGUGCAUCGAUGUCAUGUGAUAGCUGAGUGGCUAAUGGCCAUGUGAGGUGCCCGUGGAAUAUGCCCUAAUCUAUCCAUGGUUUAUGGCUGUACAAAUUACCUGCAGAUGGUGAGUUUGUGGGACUCCCUUGCGUGGCUCACUGAUGUUUAUAGAAGAAGAGAACAAGAGUAGGGAUGAGGAAAUAGUCAAGGGCUGGCACUAGGAUUGUAUCUGAUUUUUAGAGUUGCCAGCUGUCCAUCAUUUUCCCAAUCUAGUCAUUAAAAUCACCUCUACCAUGGUCUAUAAUUCCAACGAACUUUAGAAUUGGCCCGAUACAGGGCUCUUCCUCUUAACACCAUGGCUGCACAUCUAAUACCUUGACCCUAUUAGUGUUGGGCUUGCCAGCAUUUUUUUAAACAGACUUGGCAAGACUUCUUACAUUUAUGAAUGCUGUUCUUUCUGCCCCUGACAUUAAUCUUGGAUUCUAUAGAAUGCUGUGUUGUUCGUUGUAUACAGGAAAUAAGCAUUAUCUGGUGGGAGGUGCAUGUGAUCUCUAGGAGAGGGAUAAUCCAUUUUUUCUGCCACUUUGGAAGUUACUGACUUGGCAGUUGCUGCAACUGAAAUUGCUAAGUCUUUGGGGAUAAGUGUUCAAUCUACUAGGAGGGGGAUUAUUGCACUUAAUUAGGGCUGGGUAUUUAUAAUUUCAAUUGGAUAUAUGUAAAUAAUCAUAAAAACAUUGUGCUUGUGCAAUAAUAAUAAUAAUAAUAAUAAUAAUAAUAAUAAUAAUUUAUACCCCACCCAUCUGGGUAGGUUUCCCCAGCCACUCUGGGCGGCUCCCAACCGAAUAUCAAAAACACGAUAAAGCAUCAAACGUUAAAAACUUCCCUAAACAGGGCUGCCUUCAGAUUUCUUCUAAAAGUCAGAAAGUUGUUUAUUUCCUUGAAAUCUGAUGGGAGGGCGUUCCGCAGAGCAGGUACCACCACCGAGAAGGCCCUCUGCCUGGUUCCCUGCAACAUCACUUCUCGCAGUGAGGGAACUGCCAGAAGGCCCUUGGAGCUGGACUUCAGUGUCCGCGCUGAACGAUGUUGGUUCAGAUGGUAUCAUCUACUUAUUUUUCAUAAAAUUUCUAUGAGUUAUAGCCUCAACAAUAAAGAGAUCACAUUACCUUACAGCAGGAGUCGUUAACCUGUAACCCCCCCAGGUGUUACUGAGGUACAGAACCCAUCAUUCCUGACAACUGGCUGCGACUGAUGGGACUUGUCAUUCAGUAACAUCUGGAGGGGUGUAUGUCAGCACAUUGUGGUGAAAUGUGGUUCUUACAGCUUUCUCCCCCCUUAAUUUUCAGGCAGAAUUGGAUCUUAAGAGGCUUCGAGACCCCUUGCAGGUGCAUUUGCCUGUCCGACAAAUCAGCGAUAAAGACUGACCAGCCCAGGUCCUCUGAACCCUGGCAGACUUGGCAAAACGGUUCAUAGCUCUCGCCUCUUUAAUUAAAGCAUUGCUGGUGGAAGCUGGGAGGUCUUGCGGGGGUGGAGGGCUUUUUAAUCAUUCAAAGCAGAACAAGGACCAUGGCUGGGGAGGGGUCAGUGUGUUCAACGAGAAGAUCGGGCAUUGUGGGAUGUUAAGUCUUUUCAAAGGGCUUGACAAAUACCGUCACAUUUAAACGUUCUUUCUUCCUGGAUGAAAAUAUAUAUAAAAAAGUCGGCAUUUCAUAAACAGAAUGUAUAGGGGGCAUAUUUUUCCGGCUUUGCAGUGUCUGCCUCUUGAUGAUGCACCAGCAGCCUGCUAAGCUUUUUAAAAGACUUCUCCUCUUUCAAAAUACCAAUAAUAAAUAAUAACAGUGCAUCAAAAAAAGUGAAGAAGAAGGGGGGAAAGCACCAUCUUAUGAAACUAUGGCUGCUGAUCCAAUUGGCCCUACAUGAACAUGCACUCUAGAUUGGACCUAGUGUGUCUCUUUUGUAACCUUCAUGUGAAACUGCUUUUUACUUUAAAAGAAAACGAAGCAGACUUUCUCCUUUAUGGGAUGAUUACAUCACUAUAGUCAAUUUUAUCGAUAUCACAAGCGGAAUAACCCUUGCCCUGAACGUUUGAUAAUUGACACUUUGAAUGACUUCCUACAUUCUUAAACUUGAACAUGUCCCACUGCCCUGGAUGUACUUCUAGAUAUAAAUGGUGAUAUUGCAUGAGAGAAUUUUUCAUAUUCAGUCUUAAGGGAGGGAAGUCUCCCUCUACUCUUUCCACCCCAGAAUCUGGUAGCGACCUGGAUUAAUCAAAUCACAAAGGUUGGUUUAAAUAUAUAGCAAAUUGGGUACUUGACUCAAAACCAUGACUCUUUACAGAAAAGCAUUAGGACAGGUAUAACUAAAUGUGAUGUUUGCAUAGCAGAGUGAAUGAUGUGUCUUUCAUGAAGUCGCCUGGUCUGGAGACUUUGUCAAAGGCCUGGAGUAGAAGACCACAGAGUUCCACAUUGAUUCACAAGCCCUUUCUUUCUUUGGUAGCUUUAAAAAGAACGCCCCGGUGCCUAGGAGCCAGGGUUUCUGCGGAGUAGCAGAUUGCAAACUCCUUUUUUUAUUAUUAUUGUUGUUAUUAUUUUAAAAGUUGAGGAAAUGGCACUCCAUCACCCUCCACUUCUUGCAAACCAACUGGGCGGUUCCGCCCCCCCCCCCCCCCGAGCGGAUCUUGCAUCCUGCAUGGAGUGGAAUCAGCCUUUUCUUAUCAUCCUGUGAUAAAUACUGUGGAGACAGGAUGGAAGUUGCAGAAGGGCUCUAAGCUUAAUUCGCAGAAAGGCCGGGUGUUUCCUUUCAGUUCACUACUUCUCACUGUGUCAAGGCGAGAGGCUCCCACUUUCUGGAGAAACCAUGUUUUAAAGUGUACAAAAUAAAUAUAAACCAGACGCCAGGUGCCUUGCAGAUGUGGAAAUGCAGACGGGACCGUUGCUGCCUCCUCUCACUCGAUGGCAUGUUGGACUGAAUCGAUGCAUGUUCCAAGGUGUUUUUUCUUUCUUUCUCUCUCUCUCCCCCCACCUUUGUCUUUCUGUUCUCAGUUACAUUUUUGAUUUUUGAUUUUCGUUUGGUUUUUUAAAAAACAAAACAAAAACAAAAACAAACCUGUUUUACCCUCUUUGUAUGCGGCAUUUUAAAAAAGGAAGAAGACGAGCAGUCCUGUAGAGGAACAUUUUAUGUGUGUUUGGGGCGAGGGAGGGGCAUGGAGAAAAAGUCCUUAAAAAAUAAAGUAAAAUACUGAACAUGUGUAAAAUCCUGUAUCAUUUAUUAAAUAUGUAUAAAAGAGCAAUGUACUUCUGGAACAAUAAAUAACUAUUCAGUUUUUGAA